Coregonus sp. 'balchen' is the source of this 49520-nucleotide messenger RNA. The record is from the annotation of a GenBank genome assembly. NCBI's taxonomy places the organism in Eukaryota, Metazoa, Chordata, Actinopteri, Salmoniformes, Salmonidae.
CGGCUGUUCAGACACCUGAGAGCGGCUACGCUGUUUGGGCAAUGUGAAUUCUCACACGGCCGGCCACUCCAGGGGACCUCUGGCUCAACUGAGCUGGCACAGCCUCACAGAGGCCCUGCAGCUCUCCUCUGGUUCCCCUGGUCUCCUCUCCACCAGACCCAACUGAAGGGCUCUCCGGAGAGCCCCUUUCACAAAGCAUCUGCCUGUAUCCCGGGCGUCAAACACUCACCAGCAGGUGAACUCCAUUCAAUAUUUAUCACGAGUGCUCUCAGGAUCACUGUGAAGCCGGGCACUUCAAUAUACUGAGCAAAAACAUAAACGCAACAUGUAAAGUGUUGGUCCCAUGUUUCAUGAGCUUAAAUUUCCCAUACGUACAAAAAGCUUUGUUCUCUAAAAUGUGGUUCACAAAUUUGUUUACAUCCCUGUUUGUGAGCAUUUCACCUUUGCCAAGAUAAUCCAUCCACCUGACAGGUAUGGCACAUCAAUAAACUGAUUUAACAGCAUGAUCAUUACACAGGUGCACCUUCAGCUAGGGACAAUAAAAGGCCACUCUAAAAUGUGUAGUUUUGUCACACAACACAAUGCCACAGAUAUCAUGUCAGCAUGUAAUUGGCAUGCUGACUGUAGGAAUGUCCACCAGAGCUGUUGCAAGAUAAUUGAAUGUUAAUUUCUCUACAAUAAGCUGCCUCCAAUGUCGUUUUAGAGAAUUUGGCAGUACGUCCAACUAGCCUCACAACCUCAGACCACGUGUAACCACGCCAGCCCAGGACCUCCACAUCCGGCUUCUUCACCUAAGGCAUCGUCUGAGACCAGCCUUCCUGGCAGCUGAUGAAACUGAGGAGUAUUUCUAGAAAUUGUUGCAUGUUGUGCUUAUAUUUUGUUCAGCGCCUUCGGAAAGUAUUCAAACCCCUUCCCUUUAUCCACAUUUUGUUACAUUACAGCCUUAUUCUAAAAUUGAUUAAAUAUUUUUCUUUCUCUCACCAAUCUACACACAAUACCCCAUAAUGACAAAGCCAAAAUAGUUUUUUCGAAAUUUUAGCAAAUGUAUUAAAAAUAAAAAACAUAAAUACUUUAUUUACAUAAGUAUUCAGACCCUUCGCUCUGAGACUCGAAAUUGAGCUCAGGUGCAUCCUGUUUCCAUUGACCAUCCUUGAGAUGUUUCUACAACUUGAUUGGAGUCCACCUGUGGUAAAUUCAAUUGAUUGGACCUGAUUUGGAAAGGCACACACCUGUCUAUAUAAGGUCCCACAGUUGACAUACAUGUCAGAGCAAAAACCAAGCCGUGAGGUCGAAGGAAUUGUCCGUAGCGCUCCGAGACAGUAUUGGGUCGAGGCACAGAUCUGGGAAAGGGUACCAAAAACAUUUUGGAGCAUUGAAGGUCCCCAAGAACACAGUGGCCUCCAUCAUUCUUAAAUGGAAGAAGUUUGGAACCACCUAGACUCUUCCUAGAGUUGGCCGCCCAGCCAAACUAAGCAAUCGGGGGAGAAGGACCUUGGUCAGGGGGGUGACCAAGAACACAAUGGUCACUCUGACAGAGCUCCAGAGUUCCUCUGUGGAAAUAGGAGAACCUUCCAGAAGGACACCAUCACUCCACCAAUCAGGCCUUUCUGGUAGAGUGACCAGACGGAAGCCACCCCUCAGUAAGAGACACAUGACAGCCCGCUUGGAGUUUGCCAAAAGGCACCUAAAGACUCUCAGACCAUGAGAAACAAGAUUCUCUGGUCUGAUGUAACCAAGAUUGAACUAUUUGGCCUGAAUGCAUGUUUUCCAGCGGCAGGGACUGUGAGACUAGUCAGGAUCAAUGCAAAGAUGAACGGAGCAAAGUACAGAGAUCCUUGAUGAAAACCUGCUCCAGAGCGCUCAGGACCUCAGACUUUGGCGAAGGUUCACCUUCCAACAGGACAACGUCCCUAAGCACACAGCCAAGACAACGCAGGAGUGGCUUUGGGACAAGUCUCUGAAUGUCCUUGAGUGGCCCAGCCAGAGCCCGGACUUGAACCCGAUCGAACAUCUCUGGAGAGACCUGAAAAUAGCUGUACAGCAACGCUCCCCAUCCAACCUGACAGAGCUUGAGAGGAUCUGCAGAUGAGAAUGGGACGGAGAGAGAUGAUAGGCCUCCACUGGUCUUUUGGGUAUUUUUAUUACAGCAUUUUCCACAAGCUUUUAUACUCUUUACUGUGAAAAUAAAUGUGAACUAUGGAUUUCAAUCAAAAUAAAACCUUGAUAGCUGGGGAAAAUAAUUACUUUGGUAAUUUGUUGACAUCUUGUUGAGUGUUGUAGAAAAUGGCUGUUUGAUACCUUACUUCACUGCCAGAAAAAAAAACAUAUUGUCAUUAUCAAUUGCAACAAAGCUUUUUUAUUUUCAAAGCAUUUUACUCACAAGGUAAAGCACACUCUCCCCAGGUAAUUUUACAUUUGGAUUAGACUAUUUCCAAGCCAUUUCCCUGGUUCUGUGCAUGUGGUUCUGUACAUAACCAGAAGAAAGACUGGACAUUGCUGCUGGGCAGUCCUGGCUAGAUUCUGCUGCACUCUGUUGGACAUUGGACAACAGAGCAUGCAAACACAGGUAAAGCCAAAUAUGGAGACCCUUACAGUGUUAGUAAAUAUCCACUGGGUGGCAGGGUUUAAUUGCCUCAAAGCAAGAUGUUAGUUUGUUGCUUGCUUUGUCUUGAAUGCAAGUCCCAUUGCUAUUUCUAUGUUUUCCAAUUAAUUAUGAGAGCAAAAGAGAGAGAGAGAAAGAUGUGGUCCAUAGCUUAUUACAGAGUUAUUACAUCACAUAGAUCAUCCCCGUAGCAAGGCAUCUAUCUGAUACCAAGUGUGACGAAUACAUCUAGCAGUUAGCCUAUACAUCAUCAGAGACCAUUCUCAUUUCUCUUUGACAGAGAUUGAACUCACUGACUUCUGGCUAAAGUAAGCAGCUUAAAAAAAACGAAGGUCGAUGUUCGCGACCCUGCGGAAAUCCAAUUAGCAUUUAUUUUUUUAAAUCCCCAUAUAAAUCUAUCAGUUUAAGCUAGAGAUAUCCGUUUUUUUGCAUUGGAUGCAUCUCAAUCCACCGCAUCUGCCUAUCUAACACUUCCACAUUUGUAGUGAAAGGUGACAGAGGUAGAGCGGUGUUAGUCCGACCCUGAGACAUCCUGAAAAUCGGUCUUCUCACAAAAUCGUCUGUAGCGUCCGAACGGUUUGGCCUAUAAACUAUUACGAUGGUGUUCUCCGUUUUGUUCUACGACCCCCACAAGCAUAUUGGGACUCGUCUGAAGUCGGUACAGCCGAUCUGCCAACUUCUGUCUGUAACAUCCGAACAGUUUGGGCUAAGGUGAGACUCUCACGAACAUGUACACUACCGUUCAAAAGUUUGGGGUCACUUAGAAAUGUCCUUGUUUUCCAACAUACAUGAAAUGAGUUUGAAUAGGAAAUAUAGCAAAAUGAAUAGGAAAUGUAGUCACUGACAAGGUUAGAAAUAAUGAUUUUUUAUUGAAAUAAUAAUUGUGUCCUUCAAACUUUGUUUUCGUCAAAGAAUCCUCCAUUUGCAGCAAUUACAGCCUUGCAGACCUUUGCCAUUCUAGUUGUAAAUUUGUUGAGGUAAUCUGAAGAGAUUUCACCCCAUGCUUCCUGAAGCACCUCCCACAAGUUGGAUUGGCUUGAUGGGCACUUCUUACAUACCAUACGGUCAAGCUGCUCCCACAACAACCCAAUAGGGUUGAGAUCCGGUGACUGUGCUGGCCAAUCCAUUAUAGACAGAAUACCAGCUGACUGCUUCUUCCCUAAAUAGUUCUUGCAUAGUUUGGAGCUGUGCUUUGCGUCAUUGUCCUGUUACAGGAGGAAAUUGGCUCCAAUCAAGCGCCGUCCACGGGGUAUGGCAUGGCGUUGCAAAAUGGAGUGAUAGCCUUCCUUCUUCAAGAUCCCUUUUACCCUUUACAAAUCUCCCACUUUACCACCACCAAAGCACCCCCAGACCAUCACAUUGCCUCCACCAUGCUUGACAGAUGGCAUCAAGCACUCCUCCAGCAUAAUUUUAAUGGACAAAAAAAUUGCUUUUCUUUCGAAAACAAGGACAUUUCUAAGUGACCCCAAACUUUUGAACAGUAGUGUACAUAUCGAUUGUUUUGCUCUAGGCCACCCACAGGCCUCACAAGACUUGUCUGAAGGUCCCCCGGUACCAUUUGAAAAAAGAAUGGAAGUAUAUAUGGACACUGUUUAGUGCCAAAAAUAAGGGGUUCAAUAGAGAUAUAGGACACACACUUCAGCACAAACUUCCUUUUGAUUUCUUUGGGAGACUAUCUGUUGUUCCAUGUAGUGAAUCUGUUAUUCAAUGCGUUUCUAUGGGCUAAUAGCAGUAAGGCCAAAGGGGGUUGAGUGAGGAACAACAGAGUCGGAGAAAGUGUCAGUCCCCCGCCAAGCCAAAACCAGUCAGGUUAUACUUGACGGACCUGUUUUAAACAAGGACUCAUUUCAACCUCUUCCGUCUCCAUUGUGAGUCUGCAUUGGGAUAAAUAGCCUAUAAAUAACAAUAAGGAGGCCUAUUUAUAAUCAAAAUUCUAACAAUCCUGUUAGGCAGAUUACAGAUUGCUUUAACAGUUUCACUCAGUAACAUGAUGGGGAACAGGAAAAGGUUACUGAUCAAGCAGACAGACAAGGUAUUGCAGAGUGUCUGUAUGUCACCCAAUUGGCGUUAGAUCUGAUCUUACCACAUCUCUGGCAGCUCUGGGUAAGUCAUUAGGGUCAAGGUUACAUGUUUACUGGGGACACAGGGGCCUUUGGCCAGCCAAACUGUGGUGCAUCAGCCAGGUGAUGGUCCAAUGUACAGUUCAGGUUCUGUAUAAUGAGUAGGACAGUCAGGAUUGGGUGUGGGUGGGGAUCCAGUUGCAAAAAAUGAGUAUCCUGUACAGUGUCCUAACUCCCUCAUUGUAUUUCAAUGAGAAUCUAUAGCUGCUCAUUAGGUGCAGCAACAACUGUUUUUAAUCAUUGGGGGACAACUAUUGAGAUAAUGAGAGUCUAUUUAACAAAAAGAAUCCACCCUACAUUAGAGCUUGAUUUGUUCUUUAAAAAGAAAAAGAAACACAUAACGCCUGUUGUUCUGAAGUAAAAGUAAAAGUUGUCAAAAAUAUAAAUAGUAAAGUAAAGUACGGAUACCACAAAAAACGACUUAAGUAGUACUUUAAAGUAUUUUUACUUAAGUACUUUCCACCACUGCUAAAUGGUGUGUAUGUUGUUGUGCAAUGUCUUGCGCUUGGUAUGGUUCCUGGUACAUUACACAUCAUACCCUGUGUUUUUUCUUUUCUUUUUGUUAAAUCAGAAUAGUCUGGAAACUACUGUAUGAUCAGAAAUGACUGCCAGCCUGCCAGGGAGGAUAGGCGGUCCAGAUCAGGCCAUACUGGACCAAACACGUGGGACAGUAGAAAGGUUUUCUUAUUGGGCACACCUCCUCCCAGUCAGUUCCAGUUUUGGCUCUUUCUGCCCACCUCGGAUAUUUUUGCGCAAUCCGAUUGGCCCUCUGCUGCAACACAGCCAAGGUCAGAGGUGAAUGGCCAAAAGUAACCCAUCUUCGCAUCAUACCAUUCGCUACUGUCAAAUGCGCCUCUCGUAGUCCAAAUAGCUCAUCAUAAUGUGUUUUUUGUCAUCACCGGUUGGAAAGACAUGUCUGAAACCAGAGUGAAUUAAAUAAAUCAUCACCGAUCUUUUGGGAUCAACGAUUCAGGAUUGCUUGUCGGUUUAUUUCACACGGUGAGUACUGAGUACUAACCGUUAGCUUGCUAGCAUAGCUAGGUGAUAAGCUCAUUAGCUAGCUAACUACACUGUUACAGUAACGUUAGCUAGCUAGACAGACCGGUAUCUUGCUAGCUAGCUAGCUGUCUGUACACCUCGCAUGCCGUUGUACUAGCUAGCAAGAUACCGGUCUGUCUUUCUAGCUAACUAACUGGAUAGCCAGUAACUAACUAUUUGUGAGACACUGCUCAUUGACAUCAACCAGGGUUGUAUUCAGACUAACGAGUGCUUUUGGAUUUAUCGGAUUAUGGUUGGCCAUAACGCGACACAACAUUGCUAGCAUGAUUUGAUGUAACUUGCUUGUUCGACAUAGGAUUCCCAUCCGAUACACAAUUUUUGGGCCAGGGUGCGGGGCGAUAUUUGUUUCCCAUCAUUAUCAUUAGAGCCCUGUCGUAAAACAUAAUUUAUUAUCAUUUUGGGUAUGUCUAUGUUCAGUGCUGUUCGCUUACGUUUGUCUGCAUGGUUGGGCUUGUUUUUCAGGUCCAGCAAGCAGCUAAAACUAAUACUGGCAAGGUGUGUCUGUCUUGUUCUGGUUUCUCUGCUCGUGCACAGUUGCAGUUUCAACAAAUUAUACCCUCUCAAAGACUAAUAUCAAUGCAGACCAUGCCUUUCAAACCAGUGGUUUUGGAUUGGAGUUUGUUGUAUAUGUGUGUAUAUAAAUAUAUUGUAAAUAUAUUACAGUUACAGUAAGCAUUUUAUAUAAGGAGGAUGGGGAGGUAAUGCCCUCUACCAUUCUUUUGCAAUGUCUUGCAAUAUGAAUGCAGGAUCAGCAUCAUUUUUGUGCAACUCCACUCACUGACGCAAUCUGACAAACAGCAGCCAAUGCCAGGACAGCCUGGUGUCAUCACGCUGUGGCCCUGACUAACUUGAGGACUCAGCCCUAUCUCCAGCUUUAUAAAUACCUGUGGUUUUGACUUCCCUCAUCCACUCCUCUCCCUCCAGUGUUCGCAGCCUGCCAACGUGGUGACGGUCCAGCCAUGGCACAGCAGGAUGCGCCUGCCAAUAAGGCUGCUGCCCCGAACCUUGCUGCGCUGCACUCCAACUUCAUCAUCGGCUCUGUGUCGGAGGAGAACUCUGAGGAUGAGAUCCUGGGAAAGCCAGACCUGACGCUGGGACUGGAGGAGAAGGAGCGCUCCAUAUCCCCCACCUCUAGCCUCAGCUCAGAGAACAGCACCUAUGAGAUGGGCUUCGACCACAUCGACGGGCCCCACAUGAGGUCAGAACCCAGGCUUUUCUCUCUGUUUUAUGUUCCCUGAGCCUCUCUGUUUGUGUUGUGUAUCCAGGCUUUGCUUUAUCUUGGCCAGGUCGCAGUUGUAAAUGAGAACUUGUUCUCAACUGGCUUACCUGGUUAAAUAAAGGUGAAAUAAAAUAAAAAAUAACAACCACACAGAGGUGUUUAAUCAUAGCGUCUAUACUGAGGUUACCAGUAUCUCAAUGCAUUAUACAAAAUGGUACUGCAUAGUUUUGAUUGCCGCAACAACCUGGCCUCAGUCGUAUGGGAUGGAGAAACCUCCAAUACAGAUAUGUCUCCAUCAGACGAGUCUGGAGGGAAUAUUCUGAAAUGGCAGCAGCAGGAGAACACUGGGUUCAGUUCAGUGCUCUCUCCCUGGCUGGCCCCCCUCGCUUCUCUGCUGUGGGUGGGUGGUGUGUGUGAAAAACAUGGCCAGGCCAGCUUCACACCCUGCCUGCUUGCUAUAGAGGAGCUGUGUGUUCUAGGAGGACUGCCCUCCCUACUGCUGUCCCAUUGCCAACAACCUCAGCUCUGAGCCCUCCCUGGAGCCUGGCCUCACCAGCUCUCCUUUGUAUUCAGUGGCUCUUUUUACAGCCACAGGGACUAGGCUCUAGAGAAUGGACAUUGUGAAUGCAGAUGUGAAUAACUGGCAGAUAUGGUGCUGGCCAGAAGAAUAUGGCAACAUUCGUACACAUACAGUAGGCUUUUCAUUUAGAAUGGUGUUCAGAUUUGUUUCUCAGUCUUUCUUGUUGCAAAUUCUGUUUUUUUGUGUGUAGUCGAUUCCAGUGAGUUUUGGUUCAACUAUAUGCCUGCCACAGGUCUGGGCUGUUGUUGUAAUUGAAUAGUUGUAAUAGACUCAUGUGAGAGUCAGGCCUACAGUCACUCUAGCAGUAGGGUUUUAGUGUUGUGGUGGGACAGAACACUGACAAAGAAGUAAAUAUCUGUCUCCAAUUCCACCCACAAUACUGUUCUCCUGUCAGCUAACUCUUUCCACACACCUGGGGCUACUUUCCAAAGCCAUGAUUGGAAAAUAGCAGUGUACAGUACACACUCUUAUAUUAGGCUGUGGGGCAAUCAUUUUGUGGCAUGAUAGAAAGAAAACGAUUGAAAUGUGCAUCAGAUAUCAAGUUAAAUUUUAAGAACAUCAUGCUAAAGGAUUUACCUACAGUCUGUAUGGGAUUAACUGAGUUUGCAGGCUGUUAUGAUGUGCCAUUCUGACAGAGGGGAAUGUUUUUGUUGUUUAUCCUUUUUUAGCACCUCACAUUUCAGUGAUUAGUUUCACAGCUCUCUACAGCUGACCUGUCCUGUGUGGUUGGGCUUGAGUAUGUGAUUGGGAGUGUGAGGAUUGAUGAUGAAACUGGAAUUACUGGCAGAGGCAGAGCCCACAGCUCUCUCCCGUAGGACAAGGGGGAGCUCAGCUGAGCUCAGAUGACGGGAAGUGCCGUUCCUUCUCUGGGGCUUCAUUCAGAGGCCUCUGUCUGUGUCGCUGUAGCAUGCCAUCAUCAUGCAACAGUGCAGUGUCAGGCCACAGCAGCCAACCAAACACAGACUGGGGGCUCUGCCUCUGACACGCCCUCCUGGGUGACUGGAUCCCUCCUCCCCAUCCUCCCACUGGCUCUCUCUGAGGGUGGAACCUAGUUUAGGGGCCCUGUUUUUCCCUCAGAGGAAACGCUUGCAGCUUGUCCUAGCCUGUUAACAACAUUUCAGGAAUGAGCUCCUCCUGUGACUGGUUGGUGAUGGUGUGUUGUACCUUUUUAGUUGUGAAAGGUCUAAUUGUGUACAGUUCACAGUUCAGAAAAACGAGAUAACAUUUUGUCUUCUCCUCAGUGGCAGAUAUGCCUACUCUCACUUGGAGACAAGGACAUUGAUUUCAAGUAUUUUUUACUGUAGGUAGAGUAGACUGUUUACAUUGAUCAAUUAUGGUCCUCUCCCUUUAUGUAACCAUUAGAGCACCAGUUUUAGCAGUGUCAUGAUAUUAGUAAGCAGUUAUGCUUGAGGAGGAAAACAUUUCUGCCCUACCCUGGCCAGUGGCCACCACACCAAACACUAAUCUAAUCACAGUAGCUCUCUUAUCAUCCCGGCUUUGUAUUUUUUUGUGUUAGGUUACACCUACCCAACAUUUUCCGGGAAUAGGCUUGGCUUAUGUUACUGAAUGUAUCCAGAGUAUUUUCUGAUUUCCUUAUCAACAAAUGCAGCAAAAAGUACAGUAAAUGUCAAAUGCACAUAAAAUCAACAGUGUAAUAUUUGGAUUCAGUCUUGUCAGGAGAACUGUUGUGUACUCAACUUUGAUCUAAUCAUUUUGCCAUUAUCUCCAAACUGUUCCCUUUCAAUUGCUACCAUGGUUAUGCUUUUCAUAUUUCUUCUGUUAGAAACAUUUAAAUGUAGCCCAGUCAGCCUACAAGGUCGACAAAGAUCUCGUUUGGUGUUUUUCCUGGCUGGGGAAGGCUUACGCUUAAAUUUAAGUGUAAAAAGACACUGCAACAGCGCUCCACACACGUGCUGAUUGCAUGGCUGGUGUAACGUCUCUCAUGGAUCACAGUUACUGUUUCACCAGCGCUUGUCUUGAGCAACGUGUGCGGUAUGCUUAGGCUACGUGUCUAGUGUAGUUUGGCCGUUAGCCUUAUGCUUGUUGUGUAUGUUGGCUGUAGCAUGAACUUUAAUUUCUUCUUAUUAUAGAAGUUAUUAUGGAUGAAUGAAAACAAUGAUAUGUUGAAGACAAAUGCUGGGUGAUUGUGAAGCCCCACCAACCUUACACUACGGUGUUCUCUUCAUGCUGAAGUAAUUUCAGUUCUUCACACAGACCGAGCAUGUCUGGGCUGCACCUGGUCAAGCAGGGCCGAGACCGGCGUCGCAUGGACCUGCAGAGAGAUUUCACCGUGGCCUCCCCCGCCGAGUUUGUUACCCGCUUUGGUGGGAAUAAGGUCAUCGAGAAGGUAAGGCCUUCUUUAGCUUCUGGGGCCUGGUUUUACCACAUUUUUGACAUACAGUAUUUCAGAGGCUGGUCCCCCACUCACAUCUCUUCCCAUCUCAGGUCCUCAUUGCCAACAACGGCAUCGCAGCAGUCAAAUGCAUGCGCUCCAUCCGCCGCUGGGCUUACGAGAUGUUCCGCAACGAGCGCGCCAUCCGCUUUGUCGUCAUGGUAACCCCUGAGGACCUGAAGGCCAACGCAGGUGAGCUUUACAUUACGGUAUCAUCACAACUAGUAACAACAGAGUAACUGUGUGUCUAUUCUCUACCCAGCCUCUCUAACUCUGCUUAAUGACCCAGAGAGUCAGGACAAAGCUCCAGCCAGCCAAUGUGUUUAAACAAGCAGACCCACUAGGCUUCCAGGAAUGGACCAGAUCAGGCUCUCUGUUGGUUUAGACCUGCACUGCACUGAACAGGCAACCCUGACCUAGUUCAGCAGAAAGGGCUUUGUAAAAAAGAGUGGCUUUCUCAAAAUGCUAUCAUGUGUAAAUGGUUUGGCACUGGGGGUGAUGUUUAGAUGUGAUGAUAGCAAGCUAAUAUUGAGAGACGAAAGAUGAGAUUAAAUGUUGGACUGUUAUACAUGCUAUUUUAUGGGCAGAGCAGACCUAAAUGGUUUUCACCCCACUAUCUUCUACAGAGUAUAUAAAGAUGGCCGACCACUAUGUGCCUGUGCCAGGAGGGACCAAUAACAACAACUACGCCAACGUGGAGCUCAUUCUGGACAUUGCCAAGCGUAUACCUGUGCAGGUACUGCUAGACAUCCAUUUAUUUAGGCCUAGAGUAGACUUUCAUAUAAAUAGUGAUUGAACUCUCUUGUAACCUGUAUUUGAACUGUUUUUAAUGCUUUCUCCAGGCUGUAUGGGCUGGGUGGGGCCACGCCUCAGAGAAUCCCAAACUGCCAGAGCUGCUCAUGAAGAAUGGCAUUGCCUUCAUGGGUAAGACUGUGUUUCCUACUAUCUCUACUCUGAGUCUCCCAGCCACACACAGAGCCAUGGAUGCUGCUUUUUGCCCCUCUGUCCUGUGUCUGAGUUGGCCUGUAAGAUGUUGUGUUCUGUGCCUACUUCCAGGUCCUCCUAGCCAGGCCAUGUGGGCACUAGGGGACAAGAUCGCCUCAUCCAUCGUGGCUCAGACAGCUGGCAUCCCAACCCUGCCCUGGAGUGGAUCAGGUAUGUCUGUGUACCUGUGAAUACUCUUGAUGGCUUUGAAGUAAGUGUGUUGUCAGAGACUGAUCCCAUGGUGUGUGUGUGUCUCAGGGCUAACAGUAGAGUGGACAGAGAGUGACCAGAAGAAGAGGAUCAUCAACGUUCCCCCGGAUCUGUAUGAGCUGGGUUGCAUCUAUGAUGUGGAGGCAGGACUGAAGGCUGCAGAGGUGGUGGGCUACCCUGUGAUGGUGAAGGCCUCAGAGGGAGGUGGAGGAAAGGGCAUCCGCAAAGUCAACUGUGCUGAUGACUUCCCCAACCUCUUCAGACAGGUGAGGUCCAGUCUAAUUCCAGUAUCAAUAUAUGGUUAUGAUGGGCUGAAAGACAUGAUCAGUAUGAUUUUGAUUCUGACUAACCCCUCAUGCUACCCUCUCCUUGGCUACCCAGGUCCAGACAGAAGUUCCGGGCUCACCCAUCUUCGUGAUGCAGCUGGCCAAACACGCUCGUCACCUGGAGGUUCAGCUCCUGGCCGACCAGUACGGCAAUGCCAUCUCCCUGUUCGGCAGGGACUGCUCCGUACAGCGGCGACACCAGAAGAUCAUUGAGGAAGCGCCUGCCACCAUCUCCACCUCAGACGUGUUUGAGGACAUGGAGAGGGUAUGUGUUGAAAUUUGAGAGGGACUAUGACCAGAUGGACUUGUUAAUCUAUGGUUAGGUUGCCAGGUUGUGACUAUGUGUCUGUUCCUCACUCCUCAGUGUGCAGUGAAGCUUGCUAAGAUGGUGGGCUAUGUCAGUGCUGGCACAGUGGAGUAUCUCUACAGCCAAGAUGGCAGCUUCUACUUCCUAGAACUCAACCCUCGUCUGCAGGUAGAACACCCCUGCACUGAGAUGGUGGCCGACGUCAACCUGCCUGCUGCACAGCUGCAGGUCAGUUUCAGCAGCAGUGUGUGUGUGUCCAGAUCUCAUUCAGUCUGUGUCGUACAUCUCUGUUGAGUAUGCACACCUCUCUGCUCUCGAAGGUGAGUUUCAUUCCGGGCCUCUGUCUCCAUGGUAACUGGUUAGGUUGGAGUGAGCUAAUGUUCAGAAACAUGAACAAUCCCUCCACCAUUGGGGGAGGGAUAUACUCUGUCUGUCCACCUCUCUGCAGCAUAGACACUAUCUAAUCUCACUGAACAGGAAGGGACAGACAGACAACAAUGGGAUACAACAAGCUGUGACUCCUCUGUGACAUACACAAAGGUCCAGGGCCCGGUUUCCCAAACUGUGCAGUCAAAAACGUGAUUGUCCUGUGUUUUAUAUAUAUUUCCACACUGUGGUUGGAAUAAUACUGUAAAAUUGUCAUAAUGCCCUUUUAGUGUACGGGCUGUUUUGAAAAGACCGCCUGAAAUUUCAGCCUGUUUUAGUGAGAUGGAGUUGUGGUCUGCCUGGUGAUAUCACCAGGCGGUUGGUUAGUUAAUAGACCAAUAAGAAAGAGUUCCAAACCUCUCUGCCAAUAACAGCUAGUUUUCAGUUUUCCCCUCCCCACUCAGACAUCUCCCAGAAGUCCUAGCUAAAAUCUUUCGUGAGAAAUUGCACUUUGCUAAGAAGCUGGUUUUGUUUGUUUAUUUUUGAAAAUGUUUAUUACAAUCACAGUAAGGUACUUAAUUGUUACCCAGAAAUGAUUUGAUAAUGAGACAAAAACGUCUGCAUUGGACCUUUCAGGCUAAAUUCAUCGUUAGAACCUUCGUAGGAGCAUCGCUAAAUCUCAGCGCUCUUUCCCAAAAUCAUCGUCACUAAAGUUGCACUUCAUAACGCUUGUUGUUUGCCGACUGUAUCAGACCACUCGUAGAACAGCUAAGUGCGUCAUUAGAUGUUUUUUUUGCCCUUCCACGUCACUUUAUAUAAAGAUCUCUGCUAAACAUAGUUGUUUAUCUGUCUAUCUGUAACCGCUGAUAACUUCAGAACAAAGUUGACAACAAAUGCAAAAUUCCACCGCGAUAAACGCCACUGUCUUUACAAUUGUUACAAACAAGCGAAGGAUAAAAAUGCUUCAAAUGAAAACCGAGAUGACUGCAUUAAAAGAUAAAUACAGUAUAGGCUACAUGGGCCUAUAUACACUGAGUGUACAAAACAUUAGGAACAUCUGCUCUUUCCAUGACUGACCAGGUGAAGUCUAUGAUCCCUUAUUGAUGUCACCUGUUAAAUCCACUUCAAUCAGUGUAGAUGAAGGGGAGGAGACAGGUUAAAGACAGAUUUUUAAACCUUGAGACAUGGGUUGUGUAUGUGUGCCAUUCAGAGGGUGAACGGGCAAGACAAAAUAUUUAAGUGCCUUAGAAAGGGGUUUGGUAGUACAUUUACAUUUUACAUUUACUUCAUUUAGCAGACGCUCUUAUCCAGAGUGAGUGCAUACAUUAUUAUUUUUUUUUUUUUUUUUUUUUCAUACUGGCCCCCCGUGGGAAUUGAACCCGCAACUCAAUAUUAGGAAGGUGUUCUUAAUGUUUUGUACACUCAAUGUAUUUAAAUCAUAUUGAAAUAAAUAUAAUGUCUAAUCAAUUGAGUUAUAUUUCGCUACAUUAUGUUAUUUUUGCCUCUAUAUUUCAUGAUGUGUAACAACGUCUGUGCAAUGAAUUGUGGAAUAAUUCUAAUGUAAAUGAAUGGCGAAAGCUGAUAAGCAGUGCUGCUUUUCGUUCGAUCCUAUCAGUAUCAACACAUGGUUUAGCACUUAGCAAACUUUCUCUCUGCGUGGUAUAUAUAUAUAUAUAUUUUUUAUAUAUUUUUUUAUUUGUUGGUACUUUUUACCCCUUUUUCUCUCCAAUUUCGUGAUAUCCAAUUGGUAGUUAGUCUUGUCCCAUCGCUGCAACUCCCCUAUAGACUCAGGAGAGGUGAAGGUUGAGAGCCAUGCAUCCUUGGAAACACGACCCUGCCAAGCCGCACUGCUUCUUGACACACUGCUCGCUGAACCCGGAAGCCAGCCGCACCAAUGUGUCGGAGGAAACACCGUCCCGCUGGUGACCGAAGUCACCUUGCAGGCGCCCGGCCCGCCACAAGGAGUCGCUAGAGUGCGAUGGGACAAGGAAAUCACAGCCACCCAAACCCUCCCCUGACCCGGACGACGCUGGGCUAACUGUGCGCAGCCUCAUGGGUCUUCCGGUCACGGCCAGCUGUGACACAGCUUCGAUGCAGUGCCUUAGACCGCUGCACCACUCUGGAGGCCCAGGAGAAAGUUCUAAGUGAAAAAUAUCUUGUUUAAUUCAAGACCCAAUGUUCCUCUAUAGUCAGCCAAUUAAAACCCUAGCUACCGGUUGUUUGUGUUUUGGGGGGUGUAUAUAGCUAAAAUAUAUUUAUGUAUCUUUUUAAAAAUAUAUUUUCCUUUAUUAUUUUCCCCUAACCUUACCAUCCCUCCCCUAAUUGGAGUAAACUAAUGGACCAACAGCACUUAGUCUUCCUUUUCCAGUUUAUACAUACUAUAUACAUUUUACUGACACAAUGUAUUUUACAAUAGUUAUCUUUGUUUGUUUUUAAUCCCAUCCUUAAAAACAAACAAAAUAUAUUAUUAUUCAGUAUUGCCAGGAAAUGAAAGGAAAAAUCCCCUUUUGAUUAAACUGUUAAUAAUUAUCAUGAUGUUAGUGAAGAUUCAAGCUUUGAAUGGUAAAUGGAGCCGAUUUAGCACAUACUUGACUUCAAUUAUAAUUUUCACUUCUUUAACUUUGGACCAGAAGUGUAUUAGUGAAUUGUAUGAUUCCUUUAAAGACUUAUUAGUUUAACAUGAACUACAGACAGUAACUGUUUCUUCUUCCUCAGAUUUCCAUGGGGAUCCCCCUGCACCGUAUCAAGGACAUCAGAUUGAUGUAUGGGGUCCAGCCCUGGGGAGACUCUAUGAUUGACUUUGAGGGUCUGUCCACGGCCCCCUCCCCACGGGGACACGUCAUCGCUGCCCGCAUCACCAGUGAGAACCCUGAUGAGGGUUUCAAGCCGAGCUCAGGCACGGUGCAGGAGCUGAACUUCCGCAGUAACAAGAACGUGUGGGGAUACUUCAGUGUGGCAGCGGCCGGGGGCCUGCAUGAGUUUGCCGACUCCCAGUUUGGCCACUGCUUCUCCUGGGGAGAGAACCGAGAGGAGGCCAUCUCGUGAGCACACACACUAGAAAAAAAUCAUGUAAAGUUAAUUGUGUUUGUUGUCAGUAACACCCAAUGAUGUAUGGUAACACCUCUCCUGUGUGUGUGUUCAGUAAUAUGGUGGUGGCCCUGAAGGAGCUGUCGAUCAGAGGAGACUUCAGGACCACAGUGGAGUACCUCAUCAAGCUGCUGGAGACGGAGAGCUUCCAGCACAACACCAUCGACACAGGCUGGCUGGACAGACUCAUCUCAGAGAAGAUGCAGGCGGAGCGUCCUGACACCAUGCUGGGCAUAGUGAGCGGGGCUCUCCACGUGGCUGACGUCAACCUGAGGAACAGUGUCUCCAACUUCCUGCACUCUCUAGAAAGGUCAACACUAUUUUAAGCAUUAAAGAACACACACACACACACACACACACACACACACACACACACAGAGAAACACCAUCUCCCCCUCCUCUCUCCCCCUCUACAGAGGCCAGGUGCUGCCCGCGCACACUCUUCUCAACACAGUGGAUGUGGAGUUGAUCUAUGAGGGUACUAAGUAUUGUCUGAAGGUGACACGUCAGUCCCCCAACUCCUAUGUGGUCAUCAUGAACAACACCUCAGCAGAGGUGGACGUCCAUCGCCUCAGCGACGGGGGCCUGUUGCUCUCCUACGACGGCAGCAGCUACACCACCUACAUGAAGGAGGAGGUGGACAGGUAGGAUGGAUGGAUAGAAAGAAUACAUUCUUUAUUAAAAGGAAUAUUGAGGGGUUUGCUUGGAGUUGAUUUGGAAUUGGGCAAUCGACUGAAAGAGAUUCUUCCCCCCCCAGGUACCGUAUCACCAUUGGGAACAAGACGUGUGUGUUUGAAAAGGAGAAUGACCCGUCGCUGCUUCGCUCACUCUCAGCAGGGAAACUCAUCCAGUACACCGUGGAGGACGGGGGGCACGUGUUCUCUGGCCAGUGUUACGCUGAGAUAGAGGUGUGUGUGAGAUAUAGUUGUAUAGUUAAGAUGAGGUUUACAUUAAUAGAGUGAACAUGCAUGUAAAUCGUGUGUGUAACUCUGUGUCAGGUGAUGAAGAUGGUGAUGACGCUGACUGCGGUGGAGUCGGGCUGUAUCCACUAUGUGAAGAGGGCUGGUGCCGUGCUGGAGCCUGGCUGUGUCAUCGCCAAGCUGCAGCUAGAUGACCCUAGCAGAGUCCAACAGGUCAGUAAAGGAGGGUGUGUCUGACACUGGGGAAUUUAGCAAUAUUAGACUAAAUAUGCUCCUUGUAUUUUGUACUGGAAACAUGGAUAGCUAUACAGUACGUUUGAUGUGAGACUAAAAGUAUGUUGUAAUGUGUGUGUCUCAGGCGGAGCUGUACUACGGGGCCCUGCCCAUCAUCCAGGCGGUGGCGUUGAGAGGAGAGAAGCUCCACAGGGUCUUCCACAGCACACUGGACCACCUGGUGCACAUCAUGAAUGGCUUCUGCCUGCCUGAACUCUUUUUCGGUGGAAAGGUAAGAGUGGUCCACUACUACACACAAAAAUGUCAAAACAAAAGAUGGCAGUAUUCUGGGUCUAAGGCACUGCAUCGCGGUGCUAGCUGUGCCACUAGAGAUCCUGGUUCGAAUCCAGGCUCUGUCGUAGCCGGCCGCGACCGGGAGACCCAUGGGGCGGCGCACAAUUGGCCCAGUGUCAUCCAGGGUAGGGGAGGGAAUGGCCGGCAGGGAUGUAGCUCAGUUGGUAGAGUAUGGCGUUUGCAACGCCAGGGUUGUGGGUUCGAUUCCCACGCGGGGCCAGUAUGAAAAAUAAAAAUAAUGUAUGCACUCACUAACUGUAAGUCGCUCUGGAUAAGAGCGUCUGCUAAAUUACUAAAAUGUAAUGUAAAAAUGUAAUGUGUUGUGCUUCCCCAGCUAAAGGAGUGGGUGGAGAGGCUGAUGAAGACUCUUCGGGACCCCUCCCUGCCUCUGUUGGAGCUGCAGGACAUCAUGACCAGUGUGUCAGGCCGGAUCCCCCUCGCUGUAGAGAAGUGCAUCAAGAAGGAGAUGGCGCAGUAUGCCAGCAACAUUACCUCUGUGCUCUGCCAGUUCCCCAGCCAGCAGGUACACACACUCACACACGCUGUAUUAUUCAGGUUAUUGUAUUAUUUAUGGUUAUAUGGAGUUGUUGAUUUGCAGAGUUCAUUAGGAAUACACAUGACUGAUUUUUCCUGUUCUUUCUUCCAGAUUGCCAACAUCCUGGACAGUCAUGCUGCCACUCUGAACAGGAAGUCAGAAAGAGAGGUGUUCUUCAUGAACACUCAGAGCAUCGUACAGCUGGUGCAAAGGUGUGUCCUGCUCUCAGCUUCAGGGCUUUGAAUGACCUGAUGAUACCUAGCUACCCAUAUGCACACAAACAUGCUCUCUGUCACUGACCAUGCCAUUUUGUCUCUGUUCCCAGGUACCGCAGUGGCAUCCGCGGUCACAUGAAGGCCGUGGUGAUGGACCUGCUUAGACAGUACCUCAAAGUAGAGGUCCAGUUCCAGAAUGGUGAGGAACAUUAGACUCUACUGCUAACAUUUAACAGGCUAUGUUAAGCAAUGGGUUUUCCUGGGUUGGUAUAGCAAGCAAGCAAGUUUAUUUAUUUAGCACAAUUCAUACAUCGAAGCAAUUCAAUGUGCUUUACAAAGAUGUUUAUCAAAAAUAAUGAAAACAUAAUAAUAAUAAAAAUACAAAAAAUAAAAUAACAUAAAGAUUUAAAAUUUAAAAAAUAGGAAGCUAUGAGGCUAAACAGUGUGGUUAAGUUUCGACACAGUCGUAGGCACGUGAAAAGAGAAGUGUUUUUAACCUGGAUUUUAAAAUGGAUACGUUUGGGGCACAUCUAAGAUCUUCUGGUAGUUUAUUCCAGUUGUGUGCAGCUUCUCCAUGUUUAGUCUGGGCUCUACUAGCUAACCUGUGUUCAUGGAUCUAAGAGCCCUGCUCGGUUUAUAUUCUUCAAACAUAUCAGACAUGGUCCUAAACCAUUCAAAGAUUUAUAAACUAAAAGCACCACUUUGAAAUCAAUUCUGUAACUGACUGGAAGCCAAUGUAAAGAUUUAAGAACCGGAGUGAUGUGCUCCGUUCUCUUGGUCCUGGUUAACAUUCUAGCAGCUGCAUUCUGAAUGUGCUGCAGCUGUUUUACAGUCUUUUUCGGGAGUCCUGUUAAGAGGCCAUUACAGUAGUCAACCCUACUAGAGAUAAAAGCAUGGAUGAGCUUCUCUUGAUCUUUUUGGGACACCAAGCCUUUGAUUCUGGCUAUAUUUUUUAGAUGAUAGAAUGCUGUUUUGGUGACCGCUUUGAUAUGGCUGUUAAAUGUGAGGUCUGAGUCUAUCAGAACACCAAGAUUACGCACUUGAUCACUGGUUUUAAGGACCCGAGAAUCCAGCUCUUUACUAAUACUUGUUCUUUUAUUUUUGUUGCCAAACACAAUAAUCUCAUUUUAAUCUUGGUUUAAUUGUAGACAAUUUUGGUUCAUCCAGGUAUUUAUGUGCUCUAUACAGUGACACAGAGAGUCUAUUGAGCUGUUGUCAUACGGUUCGAGAGCCAUAUAUAUUUGAGUAUCAUCAGCAUAGCUGUGGUAGUUAAUGUUGUUGUUCUGUAAAAUUCAAAAGGGGAAAUGGCCUUUGCUUUUUAGCCCUGCAGGUAUUUUAUUUAAGAAUAGUAUUCAAAGGUCUUCUCUCAGGACUGCAGUUGCUCUAUUUGUCCACAUGAGGGUAUUGUUACACAACAAACAUUUCAUUUGCACCUUCCUUUGAGCGCCGGUUGAUUUGAUUUCUCCCCUGAAUCCUGUAUACUGUGUGUGUGUGUGUGUGUGUGUGUGUGUGUGUGUGUGUGUGUGUGUGUGUGUGUGUGUGUGUGUGUGUGUGUGUGUGUGUGUGUGAUUCCAGGACACUACGACAAGUGUGUGUUCACACUGCGUGAGGAGAACAAGGGAGACAUGGCCAACGUGUUAAACUACAUCUUCUCGCACGCCCAGGUCACUAAGAAGAACCUCCUGGUCACCAUGCUCAUUGUAAGUCCUUCCCUCUUUAUAAAUACAUUUGUUAUGUGUGUUUGACAGAGUAGACUGUGUGUGUUUUCUUGCCUGUGUUUAAGACCAGAGUUGACUGUGUUCUCCCUGUGUGUAGGACCAGCUGUGUGGUCGUGACCCCACCCUGACUGACGAGCUGAUGGCCAUUCUGACGGAGUUCACCCAGCUCAGCAAGACCACCAACGCCAAGGUGGCACUGCGCGCCCGCCAGGUCCGCACGCAUCACUUCCUGUCUCUCUAAAUGGUCUCUCCCUGUUUUUGUGAUUGGUCAGGGUUAGAGUUGUCAUCUUCUCACUCCCCUCUGUCUCCUCCUCAGGUGCUGAUUGCAUCUCACCUCCCCUCCUACGAGCUCCGCCACAACCAGGUGGAGUCCAUCUUCCUCUCUGCCAUCGACAUGUAUGGACACCAGUUCUGCAUCGAGAACCUGCAGGUAGGGACCAUGGCCGUUGUUGACUUUUUACUGCCAUUGCUGAAGGCCAUUCAGACACUCAAAGUGUUUCAAAUCAAAUUCUAUUAGUCACAUACACAUAUUUAGCAGAUGUUAUUGCGGGUGUAGCGAAAUGCUUGUGUUCUUAGCUCCAACAGUGCAGUAGUAUCUAACAAUUCACAACAAUACACACAAAUCUAAAAGUAAAAGAAUGGAAUUAAGAAAUAUAUAAAUAUUAGGGCAAGCAAUGUCGGAGUGGCAUUGACUAAAAUACAGUAGAAUAGAAUACAGUAUAUACAUAGGAGAUGAGUAAAGCAGUAUGUAAACAUUAUUAAAUUGGCCAGUGUUUCCAUGUCUAUGUAUAUAGGGCAGCAGCCUCUAAGGUGCAGGGUUGAGUAACCUGGGUGGUAGCCGGCUAGUGAUGGCUAUUUGACAGUGGAAUGAGGUCUACGGCAUUUUAAUGAUUCUGAAUUCUCUCUCCUUUGUAGAAACUGAUCCUGUCCGAGACGUCCAUCUUUGAUGUGCUGCCUAACUUCUUCUACCACAGUAACCAGGUGGUCAGGAUGGCUGCUCUGGAGGUGAGAGGAAGGAGACAGUGUUUUUUUGCAUUCAAAGUCACAAUAGCUGGUUGCCCAGGGAAUUGAACAGUAUUUGCCACUGAACUAAGAGUGACAUUUCAUGGGAUUAAAGGUAACGAUACUCUGCUGUAUCCAGAUCUCUACCCUGUUUUAACUCCCUUGUGUUCCCCAUCCCAGGUGUACGUACGUAGAGCCUACAUCGCCUACGAGCUCAACAGCGUCCAACACAGACAGCUGAAGGACAACACCUGCAUCGUAGAGUUCCAGUUCAUGCUGCCUACCUCCCACCCCAACAGGUACACACACACACACACACACACUCUGCAGCCCAGUCCCCUGCCCUGCAUGGUACCGUGGAGGAGAUGUGGUGUUGCUCCUAUAUAUACUGAUCUAGGGCCAGUUGUUAUUCUAAGCUGAGGAUGGUUAAUAGUAGGACUAGAGUAGGGAGACUUGAUCUACAGUCAGAUGUCUUAUUAGGGGAAGGGGAUGGUUCUAUAAGAGAGAUGAGAGCUAACAGAGACAAGAGUCUGUAAGGUCCUGAAUAAGGAGAGGACUGUCUUUCACCAUCUCCGAAACGGUCCAGUUCUCAUCCCUGGUGAUAUGGUUAUUUUAUCCCCACUCCACUGUUAACCCCCUGAAAAAUGCUCCUCAUGUGCAAAAGCAGGUAUUCUGUGAGAGUAUAAAUACUUUCCCUAGUUUACCAAGAAUGUGUGAGUGGAAACUAACUAGUCUCCUGUCAGCAAAAGUCCCACUUUUGUUGCUCUCUCUGGUCUGUCCUCUGGAUGACUGCAAGAUUCAACAGUAACCCAGUGAUGCUGAGACUUCGAUUUUUCACUUUAAAAUGCAUGUCUAACAAACACCAUUGAUUGCAAAGUUAAAGAAACCAUUGACUGCUGUGCUCAGAUUGUUGCAUGCACCUGGUUUAUCCCACUUUAAAAUGUUUAACCCAUUUGCAUUAACCAGGCAUGAUUGGCUUCCUCAUUGGAACAAUGCAUGCAUGUCCCCCACCUCAGGAAUGAACCAAUAGUCUCUGACCAAAGAAUAGGCCUCUAGGAAGGCAUAGGACUAUUGUUGCAUUGUUGGAGGCACAGUCAUAGAGUACACUGUGCGUUUUUGAGACAAUACAUGUGACGUAUGACAGUGCCCUAAGGUGUCACAUUGAUGUCUUGUUAUAAAAGGGACAUGCUCUUUUGACACUUUUGUAAUACAUUGUUAGUUCAUGAAGCCCUUGAGAAGUCAACAAUAGGGCCUACCUCAUGAGAAAUGUUGAUUUAUUAGGUUGUCAAGAGUAACAAAAUGUACCAUAUGAGACGCCAAAAAAUCAAAUUCAUAAUAUGUAGUCUCAAACUUCUAUUAUUCACAAACACUUCUCUGACUGCUUCCUCCUACUGAUGUCUGCCUAACUAACCAGUCAGUAAUCAAUGUUGUUUGAUUGCAGAGGGAACAUCCCAACUCUAAACAGGUAUAGUACACCUUCUUAUUGCAACCAAUAUGUAGACCUGUAGAAGCUGUAGACUAGAAAGCAGCAUAGUCAAACAAUCAUCUGCAGGGAAAUGUAACUGAAAGCCGUAAUGCCUGCAACCUUUAGAAUUGAUUUCAAUUGUAAAUCAUCAACCAUCCUAAAGUGUAUGUUGUGGCAAGACAUGAUAACAUUGGGCAUUGGAAAUGUUUGGCUAUGCUGCUUGUUCCGUUAAGUAUUACAAGUUAUCCCAUAAAUGAAUCGGAUUUUUUAAAAUUGGAGCUGUAUCUGGUCAUGGGUGAUCCAUUAAAUGAAUGGCAACAGCAUGCCAUAAUGCAGCAUACUGGGAAGACGUGUCUGUCUGUCUGACUAUCUGUAUAUUUCUGUCGGUGUAUUGUAGGUGUGUACAGUGCAUUCAGAAAGUAUUCAGACCCCUUGACCUUUUCUACAUUUUGUUACGUUACAGCUUUAUUCUAAAAUGGAUUAAAUUGUUUUUUUUCCUCUCAUCAAUCUACACACAAAACCCCAUAAUGACAAAGCAAAAACUGGUUUUUAGAAAAUUUUGCACACGUAUAAAAAACAAAAAACGGAAAUAUCACAUUUACAUAAGUAUUCAGACCCUUUACUCAGUACUUUGUUGAAGCACCUUUGGCAGCAGUUAGUGCCUCUAGUCUUCUUGGGUAGGAAUCUACAACCUUGGCACACCUGUAUUUGGGGAGUUUCUCCCAUUCUUCUCUGCAGAUCCUCUCAAGAUCUGUCAGGUUGAAUGGGGAGCGUUGCUGCACAGCUAUUUUCAGGUCUCUCCAGAGAUGUUGGAUCGGGUUCCAGUCCGGGCUCUGGCUGGGCCACUCAAGGACAUUCAGAGACUUGUCCCGAAGCCACUCCUGUGUUGUCUUGGCUGUGUGCUUAGGGUCGCUGUCCUGUUGGAAGGUGAACCUUCGCCCCAGUCUGAGGUCCUGAGCGCUCUGGAGCAGGUUUUCAUCAAGGAUCUCUCUGUACUUUGCUCUGUUCAUCUUUCCCUCGAUCCUUGCUAGUCUCCCAGUCCCUGCCGCUGAAAAACACCCCCACAGAAUGAUGAUGCUGCCACCACCAUGCUUCACCAUAGGGAUGGUGACAGGUUUCCUGCAGAUGUGACGCUUGGCAUUCAGGCCGAAGAGUUCAAUAUUGGUUUCAUCAGACCAGAGAAUCUUGUUUCUCAUGGUCUGAGAGUCCUUUAGGUGCCUUUUGGCAAACUCCAAGUGGGCUGUCAUGUGCCUUUUACUGAGGAGUGGCUUCCAUCUGGCCACUUUACCAUAAAGGCCUGAUUGGUGGAGUGCUGCAGAGAUGGUUGUCCUUCUGGAAGGUUUUCUUAUCUCCACAGAGGAACUCUGGAGCUCUGUCAGAGUGACCAUCGGGUUCUUGGUCACCUCCCUGACCAAGGCCCUUCUCCCCAGAUUGCUCAGUUUAGCCGGGCGGCCAGCUCUAGGAAGAGUCUUGGUGGUUCCAAACUUCUUCCAUUUAAGAAUGAUGGAGGCCACUGUGUUCUUGGGGACCUUCAAAGGCUGCAGGCAUUUUUUGGUAUCCUUCCCCAGAUCUGUGCCUCGACACAAUCCUGUCUCGGAGCUCGAUGGACAAUUCCUUCGACCUCAUGGCUUGGUUUUUAGCUCUGACAUGCACUGUCAACUGUGGGACCUUAUAUAGACAGGUGUAUGCCUUUCCAAAUCAUGUCUAAUCAAUUGAAUUUACCAGAGGUGGACUCCAAUCAAGUUGUAGAAACAUCUCAAGGAUGAUCAAUGGAAACAGGAUGCACCUGAGCUCAAUUUCUAGUCUCAUAGCGAGGGUCUGAAUACUCAUGUAAAUAAGGUAUUUAUGUUUUUUUAUUUUCAAUAGAUGCGCAAAAAUUUCUAAAAACCUGUUUUCAGUUUGUCAUUAUGGGAUAUUGUGUGUAGAUUGAUGAGGAAAGCAUUUCAUUUUAUCCAUUUUAGAAUAAGGCUGUAACGUAACAAUAUGUGGAAAAAGGGAAGGGAGGGGUCUGAAUACUUUCCGAAUGCACCGUAUACAUACUGUAUGUCUAUAUUGUGCUUCUCUGGAAAUGGGGAGUCAAAGUGGCGCAGUGGUCUAAGGCACUGCAUCGCAGUGCUAGCUGUGCCGCUAGAGAUCCUGGUUCGAAUCCAGGCUCUGUCGUAGCCGGCCGCGACCGGGAGACCCAUGGGGCGGCGCACAAUUGGCCCAGCGUCGUCCAGGGUAGGGGAGGGAAUGGCUGGCAGGGAUGUAGCUCAGUUGGUAGAGCAUGGCGUUUGCAACGCCAGGGUUGUGGGUUCGAUUCCCACGGGGGGCCAGUAUGAAAAAAUUAUAAUGUAUGCACUCACUAACUGUAAGUCGCUCUGAAUAAGAGCGUCUGCUAAAUGACUAAAAUGUAAUGUAAAAUGUAAAAGAUGUAGGUUACUAUAUAAUAUUCUGUAACAAUAUUCUCAAAUAUUUCUGUGUGAAAUGUCCUGUUUUGCAUUGUGCUAGUUGUGUUCUGAAUGUGCUGCUUGCUGCUGUCCUGUCCUCUCAGGAGACUGUCUUCCCAGCCCCUGCCCCGUCUUCGGACUCGGGACAUUAAGCCUGUGUCUGUGGACAGUAACAAACAGGAUCCUAAAGCACAGGAUGAUAAAACAAAGGAUGAUGCUAAAACAGAGGAGAAUAAACCUCCAGAUACAGAUUACUCUGUGGACAGGUUGGGGCCCAUAGAGACUCUAGGCUAUAUAACAUUCUGUGAGCUAACUCAAUGGGCUAUCUUCUGGGCCUCUCUAAAAGAGGACUUGGCCUCUGUGUGGACGGGAGAGGAGGACCUCUGAAUACUAAAAAUACCUGGGGAAACUGGGUCUUUCUACUAUUUUUGGCCGAGGGAAAAUGUACAAUGCUUCCAUGUUCACUAACAUUAUACAGAUAUGUGCUCUUCUUUCACAUAAUCUACCUCUUAGCAUUUCCAGUUGAAGUCGGAAGUUUACAUACACUUAGGUUGGAGUCAUUAAAACUAAUUUUUCAACCACUCCACAAAUGUAUUGUUAACAAACUAUAGUUUUCGCUAGUCGGUUAGGACAUCUACUUUGUGCAUGACACAAGUAAUCUUUCCAACAAUUGUUUACAGACAGAUUAUUUCACUUAUAAUUCACUGUAUCACAAUUCCAGUGGGUCAGAAGUUUACAUACACUUAGUUGACUGUGCAUUUAAACAGCUUGGAAAAUUCCAGAAAAUGAUGUCAUGGCUUUAGAAGCUUCUGGUAGACUAAUUGAUAUCAUUUGAGUCAAUUGGAGGUGUACCUGUGGAUGUAUUUCAAGGCCUACCUUCAAACUCAGUGCCUCUUUGCUUGACAUCAUGGGAAAAUCAAAAUAAAUCAAGCCAAGACCUCAGAAAAAAAAUUGUAGAUCUCCACAAGUCUGGUUCAUCCUUGGGAGCAAUUUCCAAACGCCUGAAGGUACCACGUUCAUCUGUACAAACAAUAGUACGCAAGUCUAAACACCAUGGGACAACGCAGCCGUCAUACCGCUCAGGAAGGAAACGCGUUCUGUCUCCUAGAGAUGAACAAAAAGUGCAAAUCAAUCCCAGAACAACAGCAAAGGACCUUGUGAAGAUGCUGGAGGAAACAGGUACAAAAGUAUCUAUAUCCACAGUAAAACAAGUCCUAUAUCGACGUCACCUGAAAGGCCGCUCAGCAAGGAAGAAGCCACUGCUCCAAAACCGCCAUAAAAAAGCCAGACUACGGUUUGCAACUGCACAUGGGGACAAAUAUUGUACUUUUUGGGGAAAUGUCCUCUGGUCUGAUGAAACAAAAAUAGAACUGUUUGGCCAUAAUGACCAUCGUUAUGUUUGGAGGAAAAAGGGAGUAGCUUGCAAGCCGAAGAACACCAUCCCAACCGUGAAGCACGGGGGUGGCAGCAUCAUGCUGUGGGGGUGCUUUGCUGCAUGAGGGACUGGUGCACUUCACAAAAUAGAUGGCAUCAUGAGGAAGGAAAAUUAUGUGGAUAUAUUGAAGCAACAUCUCAAGACAUCAGCCAGGAAGUUAAAGUUUGGUUGUAAAUGGGUCUUUCAAAUGGACAAUGACCCUAAGCAUACUUCCAAAGUUGUGGCAAAAUGGCUUAAGGACAACAAAGUCAAGGUAAUGGAGUGGCCAUCACAAAGCCCUGACCUCAAUCCUAUAGAAAAUUUGUAGGCAGAACUGAAAAGGCGUGUGCGAGCAAGGAGGCCUACAAACCUGACACAGUUACACCAGCUCUGUCAGGAGGAAUGGGCCAAAAUUCACCCAAAUUAUUGUGGGAAGCUUGUGGAAGGCUCCCCGAAACGUUUGACCCAAGUUAAACAAUUUACAGGCAAUGCUACCAAAUACUAAUUGAGUGUAUGUAAACUUCUGACCCACUGGGAAUGUGGUUAAAUAAAUAAAAGCUGAAAUAAAUAAUUCUCCCUACUAUUAUACUGACAUUUCACAUUCUUAAAAUAAAGUGGUGAUCCUAACUGACCUAAUACAGGGAAUUUUUACUAGGAUUAAAUGUCAGGAAUUGUGGAAAACUAGGUUUAAAUAUAUUUGGGUAAGGUGUAUGUAAACUUCCGACUUCAACUGUAAAUACUGCUGCUGGGCUACUCCGUGAGCAGUACAUCCAGAUCUAUAAGAUGCAUAUUCCGUUUUUAUAUUCGGAUCCUCAUUCACUGUUCUCUGUGAGAACACUAUGCUGUAUUAGUGUUAGUAUGGAAGUGAAUGAGUCAGAAUGUUCCUUCUGUCCCAGCAACUUAUCACAGAUAUAUUAAAUACUGCUGGUUGGUGGGGGGCUCUUAAAGGUGACUCUCCUAUGGGCCAGAAAUGGAUUCUGCCCUGCUCCCUGCUCUGGCCCAGCUCUGGGCUACUGAGUGAGUGAAUGAGUGAGUGAAAGGGUGGGUGGGUGAGUGAGUGAAUGUGUGUGCUGCAGGACCCCGGUCUAAUGGCUGUCUGUUGUGAUCCCAGGAUGUCGUUCUCGUCUAACCUGAACCACUACGGCAUGGUCCACGUGGGCAGUGUGAGCGACGUCCUCCUGGACACCUCCUUUACCCCACCCUGCCAGCGCAUGGGAGCCAUGGUCUCCUUCCGCUCCUUCCAGGAGUUCACCAGGUGAAGGCUGGGCAAUUUUGACCUUUUCAAAAUCAUUACAUUAUGACUUUUAUUAUUGUCCCACGUUGGGAAAUGGUGUUAUUGAAUUGGAGAUGUAAUACUGAGAAAUUACCUCAAGUGUGUGUGUCUGUGUGUGGUGUCUAACCAGGAUCCUUUCCUCUCCAUCAGGAACAUUAAAGACGUGAUGAGCUGUUUCUCUGACUCUCCUCCUCCCAGCCCCACCUUCCCAGAGGGAGGGAACCCUGUGCUCUAUGGAGAGGAGGACACCAAGGUCAGAACUGUCCGCUAGUACUGAUUCUGAUGUGUAUUGUAACACUACAGAGUAUUGUGACUAAGAGAGCCCUUUGUUCAAUGCAUGGCAUCAAAGUAGAAUUACCUUCCUGUUCUUCAUAUAGUCGCAAUAGAUAAUUUCUCUCUGAAUUGUAUGACUGAUGUUUUGCCUGCAUGUGUUUGUGUGACCCAGAGUAUCCAAGACGAGCCCGUUCACAUUCUCAACGUGGCCAUCAAGACUGACAGUGACAUCGAUGACGACGGCCUGGCUGCCAUGUUCCGGGAGUUCACCCAGACAAAGGUAAGAUGUUUAGGAUGAGCCUUUCAGGAAGUACAACUGGACACCUCCGUCGCUCACACUUUCUCUUCCUGUGUCUUAUUCCCCCAGAAAUCCCUGCUGUUUGAACAUGGCAUCCGCAGGCUGACCUUCCUGGUAGCUCAGAAGGUGAGCGCUAGGACUCCCAAUCCCCUACUCUAACCUCAGAUCUCUAACCAACUCUCUUCCAAUCACCAUCAACUAUCUUAUCUUAAUCACAAUGAUGCACGUUGGCUCUACAGACAUCCAGACGGCACGAGAGAGUCACACGUUUAAUUUGGAAUGGCCUGUAAUUUGACCAUCGUUUGUAUCUCAAAUUUGGCUGUUUUGCUUGCUCUCUGUCUCUCUUUUCUCUCUCUGUCUCCUGUCCCUCUCUGUAUCCAUGUCUUGCCUUUGCUGUGGGGUUUGUGCUGACAGGAUUUCAGGAAGGCAGUCAACUGUGAGGUGGACCAGAGGUUUCAUGUGAGUAGUGGGAAGAUGUGGAUGAUAACUGUGGAACAGUAGAGUUUGUCUUCCUGUAUUGUCAACUCUUUCCCUGGACCACUCGAAGUAGCUUUUGGUUGGCUUCAGGGAGAUAAUGAGGGCAUUUGAGACUAAAGACAUUUGGGUAAAUGCCAGGUUCCCUUCUCUCUCCCUGCGUCAGCCCUCUGAAUGAUGCCCUUUCUUUUGACAAGAGAAGAACAGGCUCUGAUGAGAGCUAAUCACUGCCAUUGGUGUGGCCCUCCUACAUUAGAGACUCACUCAGUUCCUCUGAGUACACUGACCAGUGUAUUCACACAUAAUAAAUCCUGUAUUCUCUGUUAUGCUAACACCAUUGUGUUGUCAUCAAAUCAGUCCUAUAUACAGGCUUGUAGUGGGCAUUAGUGCCUCAGACUAAUACACAACUGUCCUGUCAUUAUAUACAGAUUGAGUUGAUGAGUGUUUGCAAUUAGUCCGGUAUUGUUUGGCCAAGUGGGGUGCGAGCCUCAAAGCCAAACCUGACAAUCAGGCUUCAAGCUAGAGCGUUCAGAAAUACAAAUCGCUCCCUGUGAAAAGAGAAUGUUUUAUUCAUUAGAUUAGCUGUCGCUGCUCCCCUGCUGCCUGUCACUGUCUGUCAUUAUGUGAAUAGGCAGUUUGGGAGAAUACAACCUCAGACAUCAGCACAAAUGGGAAGAGAUCAGGGCUGUUGAAUGUUAAACAGGCUCUUCCUGAUCACAGACCGAUGCCAUAGUGUUCCUCCUCACUGUCACAGCAAUUCACAUAGCGCUCAUCACAGCUCAUUGAGGGAGAAAUGUAGAACCGUAGAAGGAAAUGUAACCACUUAGUGUUGUUAGAAUGUCACUCAUUUUCACCUGCAGUCAUUCUAUUCUCUAGAGGUCAUGUCUACCUUUAGUCUAGCUGAUUCUGGAACUUAGUUGCAGCAUAGCAGGGAUUCUUGAAAUCCUGGACUCAAAGCCCUAACUCUCUCUUACUCUGUAUUAACCAGUAGAACUGGUAGGUUGACAAUGUGUGUUCUUCGCAACAUGUGAAUCUGUUUGUGUAACUGUACUCUCUCCUCACCUGUCUGUCUCUCACACAGAGGGAGUUCCCCAAGUUCUUCACCUUCCGGUCCAGAGACAAGGUGCGUGUCUUCACACUGUCUGUGUGUCAAUAUGAACACUGACUUUAUGAGCUACCAUCAAAUAACCAGUAAUAGUCUGCUCAGGGAUAGUAGUCACUGAACAGGUUCAAUCCAUCCCAAAAAGAUAAGGGAAUUCAUAUUUGAAGUGCUAACACUCAGACUGAAUGUAUAACUUAGAUGAAAGAUGAGCCCAAAUGACCACGCUUCUCAAUGUGUAGACUAGAGUUACAGCGGAACAGCUAAGCAAGUGUCAACUAACCAAGUGUCAAUUUCACAUGAUGGCAACAAUAGAGGUGAGGAAAUUUGACUAAGAUGGUUGCAGAAAAGUACCUUCCCUCCUUCCUUGCUCACCCCUUAGUUGGCACUGAAAGUCACUCCAUUAUGAUCAAUGGUGGCUCUUCCCCUGCCUAGGCCCCUGAUAGUCUCACUACAAUGGCACCACCAAAACUCAUUACCGUAAUUAACUAUUUAAUUAUGUCCCCCAUUUAAGAGAAAUGACACCCAUUAGCAGGCUGAGAUUGCUUUUGAUUUCAUUUACUUAAUGCAGUGUAUGGCUGGCGGGCACCCUCUAGUCUUAUACAAACCCAAUGCUCCUGAAACAGCCAAUUGGAUGAUGGUAGGGCAGCCUAACUGGUAAAGGCCUUGAGGAAAAUUCAUUCCCAUUCCUUGAACCUUCAAUUGGUUUGUAUGACAGUAUCUUGCUGUGCGUGACUGUCCUGCUGUGUGUGACGGUGUCUUGCGUCUUCCUGUGUAACUGAUUGUCCCCCUGUGUGUCUAGUUUGAGGAGGACAGGAUCUACCGUCACUUGGAGCCAGCGCUGGCCUUCCAGCUGGAGCUCAACCGCAUGCGUAACUUUGCUCUGACCGCCAUCCCCUGUGCCAACCACAAGAUGCACCUGUACCUGGGCGCUGCCCGCGUGGAGGUGGGAACAGAGGUCACCGACUACCGCUUCUUUGUCCGGGCCAUCAUCCGUCACUCAGACCUGGUCACCAAGGUGAGAGCGAUAGUGACACACUACUUACAUGCCUGUGUGUGUGUGUGAGUGAUUUAAUACACCUGUUCAGUUUGUGUGUAUGUGAAAACGUGCCCCUCUGACCUCUGCUCCUGUCCUUUGUCUACAGGAGGCGUCUUUUGAGUACCUCCACAACGAGGCAGAGCGUCUGCUGUUGGAGGCCAUGGACGAGCUGGAGGUGGCCUUCAACAACACCACCGUACGAACUGACUGCAACCACAUCUUCCUCAACUUUGUUCCCACCGUCAUCAUGGACCCCUCCAAGGUCAGUGGCAGCACACCCAAGAUCUGUACGUACCCUGUGUUCAUUGUUCACGUGUACGUUGUGUUUGUGCACUGUACAUGGAGUGAUGUGUUUUGGUGUUGUGUGUAUUGUAUAUGCUUUAUUAGUAACCUCUAUGUGCCCAUGUUCAGAUUGAGGAGUCAGUGCGCUCCAUGGUGAUGCGUUACGGCAGUAGGCUGUGGAAGCUCCGGGUCCUCCAGGCGGAGCUGAAGAUCAACAUCCGGCUGACGCCCACGGGCAAACAGAUCCCCAUCCGCCUGUUCCUCACCAACGAGUCAGGCUACUACCUGGACAUCAGCCUGUACAAGGAGGUCACCGACUCCCGUACGGGACAGGUGGGGCCCAAAGACCGACAGGUGGGGCACUCGCACGUCUUUCAUCCCUCACGGCCCACACUCCCAAGCAAUCACAGGCAGGGGAAGCAGCCUCACACAGAACCCUCAGCUCCCAGAAUGCAUCUUAAUGGGCAACUCUUGGUUCAUGCUCAAGUAUUUUGAAGUUUAAUUAAGAAAUAUAUGACAUGCGAACUGUGGAUCAGUCAGUCUACUGUGUGAAGUGGAGCUGAGGGUUCUUUAAGUGGUCUGGCCAGCCUCUAGCCUGUUGGACAAGACUAGCAGUGAUCAUGAUAUUUUCCUUUAUAUAGGAGAACAGGUAAGUUGCAUCCAUCUAUAUAUCAUCCCAUUCCAUUGCAAUACGAGGGUAAAUGUUCCAUAAGUCAAACAGUCAUUGGCAGAGAGCAUAUGCAGGUAGCUAAGAGUGUUAAAAAAUAAUGCCCCUACUACUACGAUGCGAGAAAUAAUGAACUGUAACACUUCCCAUUUGUUUUUCUGGGCAGGUGCCUUAUUAGUAUGAAAUUCAAUUUGGGUUCUAUUUUGGAGCUGGUAGAUGACGCUGAGUUGAGUGAUGAUCCGGUGCAUUGUGCUCAGCCUUAUUCAUUAACACUUAACACAGGCGUGGCCAGGCCCAUUCUUACCUUGUUCUCAUGGACCCCUAACAUGUCUCAAUAGCCAGAUGUGGUAGAUUAACUCCUUUUAUCUUCCAAAAUGACUUUAUUGUGUGAAGCACAAGAGAAACAGUGUUCUCAUUCUGAGGAGUCGAUAUGUCUCUAAUGUGAUGUGACACAGCUCAGGUUAACAGGUCUGGUCAAAGGACCUAAUCAGACGGAACAGCUGAUAGGGAUGGUAAAGAACAUGACUUCAUGUUCUCCUAUUGCAGAUAGAACUGAAUCCACAGCUCUGGUCAGCAUUGUCACCGUUUCAUGUUUCUUGGAAUACGCUCCAUGUCGGAUAUCUGUCUUCAUUACAUUACAUAUUGUGUACUGUGUUCUCUGUAGAUAUGUGUGUUGCAAAGGGCAGCUAGUAUCCGUGUGUGGUGAGUGACUCUGUGUCCUCUCUCCUUCAGAUCAUGUUCCAGGCUUAUGGGGACAAGCAGGGUCCUCUGCAUGGCAUGCUCAUCAACACCCCCUAUGUGACCAAGGACCUGCUGCAGUCCAAACGCUUCCAGGCCCAGUCCCUGGGAACCACCUACGUCUACGACUUCCCUGAGAUGGUCAGACAGGUAUGGACCUCGACACAACGGCUCACAGUGGUCUCCGUUGAUGGUGUACAUAAAAACAUACUAUCAUGUUUGAGGUCAAUUGCAUUUCAACUCGGUCAAUCCAGGAAGUGAAUUGAAAUCCAAUGCAUGAAAUGAAGAUCUCACAUAGUAAAAUAAGGGGACAUUUCCAAUUUAUUAAUACAAAUGUCUCCCCUGAAUUGACUGAAUUUAAAUGGAAUUGACCUCAACCCUGCGUGUUUUCACUCUACAGUAGAGGUCUGCACGGGACUGAUUUAUUCUUCCCACUCCCGCCCGCACCUGCUGGCUUUCUGUCUGACCCCCACCCUCUACUGCAAGAACUGGUCCCGAACCCAACUCCAGUCCCGCAAUAUUAUUUUAGGCGUAUGUGACGCAGCUCCCUGGCCAGCCAUGGUCGCAGCAAUUUUGCGCCCUAAAGGCAAUAUCAAAAUGCGCAAAAAUAACCUAAGAAAUAGGUUAAAUUACCAGAGAUUCUUCUGUGGCCCGUUAUAUUAGGCUAUCGGUAUUACUGGGCUAUAUCAGCCAAUAUGCUAGAUGUAGUUUGGAGAGAGCAGAGUUGGAGAGACUUGCACUUUCUCUUGAGCUAUUUUUAUAGCCUACCUUUUAGGAGUGGGGUGAUUUUCAGACGGAGACAAAUAUGGGUGAUCAAUAUUUAUGUCUAGGCAAUUUAGUAAACUGUAGCCUAAUCAUAUUUAGGAAGUACAUUUCCUUGGAAAGAUAACUGCCCCCGUGCUUCUCCGCUCAUGUAUAGGCAGCCUACUCUAUUUCAUUGAGACCACACGCGUUCCUGAUCUUGCGUUUAUGGCUACUGAACUAGAAGCAGCAAGAAUGAUGAGAGCGCACACUUGCACUUUGUCUUGAGCUAUGUUUUGCAUAUAGGAUAUAGCCUACCUUUUAGGAGGACGAAUUGCAGGCAGAGACAAAUAUGGGUAAUCAAUACUUAUUGAUAAUGAAAAGGUGCAGCGCUCGCUCACCAUGGUAACCUUUGCGCGCAUUGUGCUUUUUCCUUUUCAAUGAUGAUCAUAUUUUUCGAUUGCACCUCGAUUCACGUUGGUUGAGCGCCCUCCACUUCUUUCCAUUAUCAAUAUUUAUUGACAGACACUAGUUAACUACAGUCUAAUCAUAUUGAAUGUAAUUUCCUUGGAAAGAUAACUGCCACGUGCUUCUCCGCCCAUGUAGGCAACCUAAUGUAUUUCAUUGAGACGACACAUACUAGGCGCACUUGAUCUCGCACGCCCAACUAGGAGAGGAGAGGUAGGCUAAUUAACUUCAAGCAGCAAAUUCUGAGAGUGUUUGAAUAAUGCGAAAAAGACGUGCUUUUAAUACAAUAGGUAGGCUAACGCAUACAAAGCAGAAAGACGACCGUUUCCAAAUAAUCUGCGGGACAACAAAAAUAUUUUCAUCCCAAAGUUAUCUCUCUGACCGGCCGCUCCCAACCGCAGCAUGAAAAAUGACGACCUUGCCGUAAUGAUCUCUGUCGGGCCCUGCAGUACUCUACUCUACAGUAAGCAUGUUAUACUAAGAGUGAGCAGCAGUCCCUUGACUCCUCCUCUCUCUGGCUCCUCUUUCCUCCAGGCUCUAAAGAAGCUGUGGCAGUCCACCCAAGCCUUCGCCCACCUGCCCAAAUGCCCUCUGCCCUCUGAGCUGCUCACCUUCACAGAGCUGGUCCUGGACCCACAGGGACAGCUGGUGCAGAUGAACCGUCUACCAGGAGGGAACGAGGUGAGGAGUAACUCCUUUUAAACUUGCAGUUCCAUUUCUAUUCUGUAGGUGUCCCUGUGUUUCUUUGGCAGGAUUGUUCAGUAGCUGUUUGCCAGGCAUUGUCUUUAUGCAUAUGUCAAUUAAUAGAAGAGUAAUGCCCCUGUUUUGUUUGCUGUGAAAUAUGUAUCGUCUCCACUACAUAAUACAUUAAUAUGUGUACCUGUGUGUGUCCCUCUAGAUUGGCAUGGUGGCCUGGCGGAUGACCCUCAGGACCCCAGAGUACCCGGCAGGGCGUGAGAUUAUUGUGAUCAGUAAUGACAUCACACACAAGAUUGGUUCGUUUGGCCCGCAGGAGGACCUGCUGUUCCUACAGGCCUCAGAGAUGUCCAGGGAGAGUGGCAUCCCUCGCAUCUACAUCUCUGCCAACAGUGGUGCCCGCAUCGGCCUGGCAGAAGAGAUCAGACACAUGUUCCAUGUGGCCUGGCAGGACACGGCAGACCCCUACAAGGUCAGCUGGCAGAAGGGGGGCAUUGGGGUGUAGAUGUUCUGUUGAAGAAUUUAAACUCUACUUGGAUUUGUAGAUUAUUAGUGUUGUAGGACUCUGUUAGCAGAUGUCUCUGCCCAAGUACGCUACAUAACCAAAAGUAUGUGGACACCUGCUCGUCGAACAUCUCAUUCCAAAGUCAUGGGCAUUAAUAUGGGGUUGGUCAACAGCCUCCAGUCUUCUGGGAAGGCUUUUCACUAGAUGUUGGAACAUUGCUGCGGGGACUUGCUUCCAUUCAGCCACAAGAGCAUUAGUGAGGUCGGGCACUGAUGUUGGGCGAUUAAGCCUGGCUCGCAGUCGGUGUUACAAUUCAUCCCAAAAGUGUUCGAUGGGAUUGAGGUCAGGGCUCUGUGCAGGCCAGUCAAGUUCUUCCACACCGAUCUUGACAAACCAUUUCUGUAUGUACCUCGCUUUGUGCAUGGGGGCAUUGUCAUGCUGAAACAGAAAAGGGCCUUCCCCAAACUGUUGCUACAAAGUUGGAAGCACAGAAUCGUCUAGAAUGUCAUUGUAUGCUGUAGCAUUAAGAUUUCCCUUUAAGGGGCCUAGCCCGAACCAUGAAAAACAGCCCCAGACCACUUUACAGUUGGCACUAUGCAUUGGGGCAGGUUGCGUUCUCCUGGCAUCUGCCAAACCCAGAUUAGUCCGUCGGACUGCCAGAUGGUGAAGCGUGAUUCAUCACUCCAGAGAACGCGUUUCCACUGCUCCAGAUUCCAAUGGCGGUGAGCUUUACACCACUCCAGCCGAUGCUUGGCAUUGCGCAUGGUGAUCUUAGGCUUGUGUGCGGCUGCUCGGCCAUGGAAACCCAUUUCAUGAAGCUCCCGACGAACAGUUCUUGUGCUGACGUUGCUUCCAGAGGCAGUUUGGAACUCUGUAGUGAGUGUUGCAACCGAGGACAGACCAUUUUUACGUGCUACGCACAUUAGCACUCGGCGGUCUCGUUCUCUGAGCUUGUGUGUCCGACCACUUCGCUGCUGAGCUGUUGUUACUCCUAGACGUUUCCACUUCACAUGGACAGCACUUACAGUUGACCGGGGCAGCUCUAGCAGGGCAGAAAUUUUACGAACUGACUUGUUGGAAAGGUGGCAUCCUAUGACGGUGCCACGUUGAAAAUCACUGAGCUUUUCAGUAAGGCCAAUCUACUGCCAAUGUUUGUCUAUGGAUAUUGCAUGGCUGUGUGCUCAAUUUUAUACACUAAUUUGAAGGGGUGUCCACAUACUAUUGGUUGCAGUCUGCAACUUCAAAGUCUUUGUUUCUCUCCACAGGGCUUCAAGUACCUGUACCUGACCCCUCAGGACUACAAGAAGGUGUCAGCCCUGAAUUCGGUUUACUGUGAACACAUAGAGGACGAGGGAGAGUCCAGGUGAGUCCAGACAUUACCCCUCAGCCAUAUUAUUAUUCACUGUCACCCUGUUCAAUAGAGAUAAUACAUCCAGCUCACUGGCCAGCGGAGAAACUGAAUCUACAACCUGUAAGAGAAUCAAUGAACUGUGCAUAAAUACACAUGAAGAGCCCCGGACAAUGGGAGACAUAGAAUAAAGAAAAGGAGGAAGUGAUGAGGUCCAGUGAGAGAGGUGGGAUGUGUCUGACAGAGCCUUUCCUUGUUCAGGUACAAGAUCACUGACAUCAUUGGGAAGGAUGAUGGUCUGGGGGUGGAGAACCUGAAGGGCUCCGGGAUGAUCGCUGGAGAGUCCUCUCUGGCCUACGACCAGGUCAUCACCAUGAACCUGGUACGCACCGACACACUGGAUGUACUGACAUGCACACCUACACACACGUCAUGUCUAAGUUACUACUUAAGUGCUGCUCUUAAGAGGCAGAGGAUGGCAGAUGUAAGAAUGGGUUUACCCUGAUCACUGACAUGCACUUGACCAGUGGUUUCCUAAGCAGGCUGUGUGUGCUUCUCUCUCCAGGUAACGUGUCGAGCUAUAGGGAUCGGAGCCUACCUGGUCAGGCUGGGUCAGAGGACCAUCCAGGUGGAAAACUCCCACAUCAUUCUUACUGGGGCUGGAGCUCUCAACAAGGUAAGGGCCAGCAUCAUUCCCCCUGUCCUGGCUGUACCUCAUGGCACAUGAAACUCUCACUGAAAUACUGAGAGCUAUUCUGGAUGCAGCGUUGCAGUGCAGCUUCUACAUAGGGACAUUAGCUCUUUGUCUGUAGCAUAGGAGGUCAGCUGUAGCACCCCCAUGCAUCACUAACAACAAGACUACACGUUAUUAAGUUAACCAUUUAUAAAACAGAUACAGUAAAGGUCUUUUAAUACUCUUAAUUGUCCUGUUGUUUUUUUAAAGAGAAUAGGCGAGAUGUUAAUGUGUGUUUUUGCACUGUGCUCCGUCGUCUGUGACCCAAAUAGAUUGUUCCUGAGUUCAUGCAAUUAACGCAUCUGCAUUUUAAUAUGGAAUUUCACUAUUAAUAUGGAAUUAGUUGAGCAUGCCAUUUAUUUUGCAGUUAAUUUGAGGAAGAGGACAAAGUGAUGUGUGUGUGUGUGUGUGUAUUUGUGUUAUACUGUAGAGAUGGAAUGCUAUUGAAUAGAUACAGUUGAAGUCGGAAGUUUACAUACACCUUAGCCAAAUACAUUUAAACUCAGUUUUUCACAAUUCCUGACAUUUAAUCCUGGUAAAAAUUCCCUGUAUUAGGUCAGUUAGGAUCACCACUUUAUUUUAAGAAUGUGAAAUGUCAGAAUAAUAGUAGAGAGUGAUUUAUUUCAGCUUUUGUUUCUUUCAUCACAUUCCCAGUGGGUCAGAAGUUUACAUACACUCAAUUAGUAUUUGGUAGCAUUGCCUGUAAAUUGUUUAACUUGGGUCAAACAUUUCGGGGAGCCUUCCACAAGCUUCCCACAAUAAGUUGGGUGAAUUUAGGCCCAUUCCUCCUGACAGAGCUGGUGUAACUGAGUCAGGUUUGUAGGCCUCCUUGCUCGCACACGCUUUUUCAGUUCUGCCCACAAAUUUUCUAUAGGAUUGAGGUCAGGGCUUUGUGAUGGCCACUCCAAUACCUUGACUUUGUUGUCCUUAAGCCAUUUUGCCACAACUUUGGAAGUAUGCUUGGGGUCAUUGUCCAUUUGGAAGAUGCAUUUGCGACCAAGCUUUAACUUCCUGACUGAUGUCUUGAGAUAUUUCUUCAAUAUUUCCACAUAAUUUUCCUUCCUCAUGAUGCCAUCUAUAUUGUGAAGUGCACCAGUCCCUCCUGCAGCAAAGCAUGAUGCUGCCACCUCCGUGCUUCACGGUUGGGAUGGUGUUCUUCAGCUUGCAAGCAUUUUCCUCCAAACAUAACGAUGGUCAUUAUGGCCAAACAGUUCUAUUUUUGUUUCAUCAGACCAGAGGACAUUUCUCCAAAAGGUACGAUCUUUGUCCCCAUGUGCAGUUGCAAACCGUAGUCUGUCUUUUUUGUGGCGGUUUUGGAGCAGUGGCUUCUCCUUGCUGAGCGGCCUUUCAGGUUAUGUCGAUAUAGGACUCGUUUUACUGUGGAUAUAGAUACUUUUGUACCUGUUUCCUCCAGCAUCUUCACAAGGUCCUUUGCUGUUGUUCUGGAAUUUAUUUGCACUUUUCGCACCAAAGUACGUUCAUCUCUAGGAGACAGAACGCGUCUCCUUCCUGAGAGGUAUGACAGCUGCGUGGUCCCAUGGUGUUUAUACUUGCAUAAUAUUGUUUGUACAGAUGAACGUGGUACCUUCAGGCGUUUGGAAAUUGCUCCCAAGGAUGAACCAGACUUGUAAAGGUCUACACAGGUCUUGGCUUGAUUUCUUUUGAUUUUCCCAUGAUGUCAAGCAAAGAGGCACUGAGUUUGAAGGUAGGCCUUGAAAUACAUCCACAGGUACACCUCCAAUUGACUCAAAUGAUGUCAAUUAGCCUAUCAGAAGCUUCUAAAGCCAUGACAUCAUUUUCUGGAAUUUUCCAAGCUGUUUAAAGGCACAGUCAACUUAUUGUAUGUAAACUUCUUACCCACUGGAAUUGUGAUACAGUGAAUUAUAAGUGAAAUAAUCUGUCUGUAAACAAUUGUUGGAAAAAUUACUUGUGUCAUGCACAAAGUAAAUGUCCUAACCGACUUGCCAAAACUAUAGCUUGUUAACAAGAAAUGUGUGGAGUGGUUGAAAAAUGAGUUUUAAUGACUCCAACCUAGUGUAUGUAAACUUCCGACUUCAACUGUAGGAAAUAUCCCUUAAGAGUGAACAAUAAAACGGACAGCUCCCUCUUAACUAGGAGGCAGAAAGAUGGUGUCACAUCUGAAUCUAAGAAAACAAAUGAUAAUGGUGUUUUCUGAUCCUCUAUUUCUCUCAUGCUGUGUACAUUUUUCCAGCUCAGUGAUCAGGCCCUUUUCUCCCUUGUUCUGUGGUUGAAACUCCCUCCACUCCCCUCGCCUCCCCCCUCCUCUCAUCUCCCCAGUCAUACUGCUGCAGCUCCUGGUGGAAUAAUAGAAAGAGAAGCGUGAAGUUGUUAUUUGCAUAGAAAUGGCAACGUGACGCCUGAGGCUGCUGCUGGGGAGAAGGACACCCAUAUCAUUUGUCUCCAAUCAGAAUGAAAAGUUUUGCUAAGGCAGAUUGUUUUCUCUCUCUGUGCUCCAUGACCACUGACUACCCACCGCUUCCUCCAUCCCUCUCUCCCUCCGUCUCCACUCCCUCCAUCUCUCCUCCCUGUCUCUGCAUUAACAUGACUCCAUUCCAAAUUACAUUCCAAAUUUGCGCAUGACAAAACACAACUACAUGCACGUUUCCAUUUGCAGGUUUUGCUGCAAGCACGCCCGUGUGUGCGCGGGCGUUUUUGGAUGCUGGUUGCUAGAGAAAUGUCAGGAGAUUGUGUCGGUUACAGUGUGUGUGACAGUAAAUGUGGAAAAUGUAUCAUAUACAUUUUUUAUUGAAAACUAACAGAUGUAUCCAUUUCGCAGUAAAUUUGUAGUUUUCCUUCAUUCUUUUUUUUUACUAUAACAUAUCAAGUCGAUGGUUCCCAAUUUUCCACAUUGGCAGUAAAUCUAUAGUUUCCUUUUUUUUUUACUUACUGUAACAUUAUCAAAUGGAUGUGUCACAAUUGAAUGUGUCCAUUCACAAUGAUGGUCCAUCCAUUCAGCAGUAGCCAUGGCAAAAAAAAAAAAAAAGACAUUCACUAUAACCCACAUAUUAUAUCCCCAUAGACUCCCUGGUUCACCAAAGCCGUAUGAAGAGGACGUACACACAUCUUGAUACAGUCAUUUAAUUCACUGAUGGACAUCUUUCUCCUAUUUGUAUGGUGGCUGGAUAGUAACUACUGGCACAAAUAUCCCAGUGGGCCUAUGUCCCUCCCUCUCUCCUCUCCCUCUGCUGUGGAAUCUUAAUGAACCCAGGCCCAGCCCGGUGGCACACAGGCCCUGCGUCUGCCUGUCAAGGUGACUGCAAUGCUGGCCGGGGCCGCGGGCUGUCCUGACAGCUUUAGGAGAGCGCCCAGGAUUUGUAGCCAGGGACAUAACCAUUAAUGGUAAUAAAGAAAGUAAAUGAUGGCCGAAGAGGUGAGAGCUGAGAGUGAGCAACGAGCACCUCUCUGUGUUUUACCGAGCAGUGUCCUUUGAGCGGCCGCCUGCCCCUGUGUGUGUGGCGGGGGCGGGGAGGUUAAUGGGUCCGGCGGGUCACAGGAGCAGUUUGGACGCCAAAAUGAGUUCAGUGGCCUCCAUGCCAUCCUUCAUUAGCCUCUCACACCGGGAGACACGCACAAUAAACCAAUAUACACACACUCAAACAGGCAGUCUCAUACACGUGCUAUUGUGUGUGUGUGUGUGAGCGUGUGUGUGCGCGUGCUUGUCUUUCUAUGCGUGUGGGUGCUCAUAAACUGGCAGUGUGCAGCUCUUUGUCAUGGCUCCUGUCAAUAGUGUGAGUGGAUAGAGUGUCAGGAAGGACAAAUCUCAGGUAUUAAUUCACUCUGGAGGUUACAAAUAACGCGGCCGCCUGGGAGAGCGCCAGGUGCCCGUGGCGCCCAGUGAAUGCUUUGAUAGUGAUCCCUGGCCACCGAUCGACAGUAUUGACGAGGCCAAGGUACGGUGGUGAGCAGCAGGGUCCCUGUCACCUGAGAGAUAGGUCUGUGUGUGGGAUCCUAUUGAUCCACAGCCCCAGGGACCAGGGCCCUGGUGACACCACCUUCCAUCCCCAGCCUCAGAGGGUUGAGCUAUUCCCUGUAGUGAGAAGAAUGGGUAGCCAUUACCUACCCAUACCUAAUGUCUAAAUAUUGUUGGUGGUCUCUCAGCUAGUAGUUUGUAGGGAAAUCGGCUAACAUGGUUUGGUUUCGUUUGGUUUGACACAUGACUAUGGAAGAAAUCACGAAUGGUAAACAGAAUAUGACAUCACAUCACCCCCAUCUUGUUCUUUCCCCAGGUGCUGGGUAGAGAGGUGUACACCUCCAACAACCAGCUGGGUGGGAUUCAGAUCAUGCACAACAACGGUGUGACCCACAGCACUGUGUGUGAUGACUUUGAGGGAGUCCACAUGCUACUGCACUGGCUCUCCUACAUGCCCAAGGUUAGCACCAGCUCUUAUCAGCAUUUAAUCCAUUGUCCAUCCAUUUAGGCUUAUCUAAUGCAAAUGUACCUUUACACUGUUAGCUUCUCAGUGAAGCUGUGUUAAAUGCAGAGUCAAUGUUUACAUGUCCCCCCCUCUCAGGACCGAUCUAGUUCUGUGCCCAUCAUCAAUGCCAAGGACCCCAUAGACCGGCUGGUGGAGUUUAUUCCCACCAAGGCCCCCUAUGACCCCCGCUGGAUGCUGGCAGGACGCCCCAGCCAGAGUGAGUACCCUCCUUCCUUCCUCUCAGAGAUGAACAUUUACAGUACUCCACAAACAAGAAGCAACUACUUUUCACUUACCACAUUGUGCACUUGCAACAUAAUGCAGACUCAGUGCCACAGUCAUCGCUCAUCACCUACCUAUCUAAUAUUUCCAUCGCUGUGCAAUAAAGGAUCUUCAUAAUUCUCUCCUAUCAUAAUAAUCACUCACUUGUAGUCAUUCAUCCUCUCCUCCAGUCACAGUAAUGCUGCAUCAGCAGGUGUUGAAACAGCAGCUCUUCAUACUUCAAUUUAGUCUGAGUGUCAUUUAAAGGUUGGCCUGCGAUUUGCGCUAUGAUCAUUUCAGGCAGAUCUCCCUGAGGUCAGGGGUUAAACUAAUUCCUGUUUGUUAGAGAGGGUUAUAGGCUCUCCACACACUGAGAGACACGGUGAACCCUGAGCAAUAUUCUAGCUGGGUGGAUAAAGAGAGAGAGAUAGCAGGGGAAUGGAUGGCUGGUGUUAUACAUGCAGGGUCAGGCCCGAGCAGAUUCCAUAUCAGUGUAAUUACAACUUUGGGCAGAAGGAGAGAUUGGGGCCGGUAGGGCGGUGCGGUGUGAGGAGAGACCAGUUCAUGUCUUUAGUUGUGAUGAGUGGGGAGGCUUAAUUGAAUGGUAACCUCUUAGACUAGCCCUGUCUUGCUCACUCUGCCAGGAGCAGGAGAGCUGAGCUAGGCUCUUUACAGCCUCAUCCGUCAUGGGACCUGACAAGAUUAGAGAUUUCUGUUUAAAAAGAAAAAACACUGUUUUUGCCCUCAUGGAUAUGACAGGAGUGUAGAAUCUGGAGGGAAAAAAUCAUUUUUCUGACAAGUAACGGAAUGUUUUAUUUCUUAUUUACAAAUGUUUACUUUGUAAUAAUAAAUUAUUUAAACUCUCCCUCUCCUCCUCUCUCGCUCUCUCUCUCUGCAGCUCCAAAGGGGCCGUGGCAGAGUGGGUUCUUCGAUCAUGGCUCGUUCUCAGAGAUCAUGCAGCCGUGGGCUCAGAGUGUGGUGGUGGGCAGAGCCAGGUAAGGAACCACAUCACUCCACUGUUUUUAAGCAAUAUAGACACGCUAUAGUCCUUUGAUAAACAUACCAGGGGCCUCAUUUAUAACUGGUGCAUAAUUUUCACACUACAUUUCUGCAUGCACCAUUUUUUUAGAAGAAUACGUACAUAUAAAAAUAUUGAGAUUUAUAAACUUGGCGCACGCUUUGUAUACGCGUGUUUUCCAUUAUAAAUCAGACAUGUCAUGAAACUGUGUGCGUGAACGAGCAUUAUAACUCCGCCAUGAACCUUUUAUGGUGACAAAACGCCCUGUAUUUGCUGUAUAAUUUGGAACUAUUGGCAUUAGACCAUGGCAGUUUCUAAAAGAAAGAGCAAUGGCAAUUUUUAUCACAUUUCUGUAGAGGUGUGGGCAGAAUGUUUUCAUAUUUUACAGUGACUUUUUCGAACUAAACAUGCAUGCUGCCUAUAGCGAGUGCCAAACACUUUAAUGAUUGUAUGUUCGAAACUAUUUAAAAGUAAAUGCUACAGCCCACUCUUCUAUGCAAAAGACAAAUUGUUGUUCAAUAUUUUUGCUUAUCAAUAGAUUAUUGGGUUUCUAUCUCCUGCCUUGGUAUAGGAUUCAAUAGGCUAUGAUGUCACGCGCCUAUCACACAGCAAUACUGUAGCCUAUACCCAGACUGUCACAUCUUUUACAUAAGCUACCAGUUUAUUUACUGUGUUGGCAGAAUGUAUUUUUUAUUUUAUUUUUUACCCCCUUUUUCCUCCCAAUUUCAAUUAUGAUCUUGUCUCAUCGCUGCAACUCCCCAACGGGCUCGGGAGAGGUGAAGGUCGAGUCAUGGUCCACUGAAACAUGACCCGACAAACCGCGCUCCUUAACACCUGUCCGCUUAACCCGGAAGCCAGCUGCACCAAUGUGUCGAAGGAAACACUGUUCAACUGACGACCAAAGUCAGUCUGCAGGCACCCGGCCUGCCACAAGGAGUCGCUAUGGCAUGAUGAGCCAAGUAAAGCCCCCCCGGCCAAACCCUCCCCUAACCCGGAUGAUGCUGGGCCAAUUGUGCGCCGCGGCCGGUUGUGUGACAGCCUGGGAUCGAACCCGGGUCUGUAGUGACGCCUCAAGCACUGCGAUGCAGUGCCUUAGACCGCUGCGCCACUCGGGAGGCCCCUUUGGCAGAAUGUUUUAAUCUUUUGCAGUAAUUUAUGCUGUAUUUGGUGAAGGACUGUGACAGUUUCUGAAAGAAAAAACAAUGGCAAAUUGUUGUGGCUCUGUCUGCAGAAUGUUUGAAUUCAACAAUGUUUCCCUCCCUCCCCCAACCUAAUAUGCUGGACCGCCCAUGAAUUCUGAAACAUUGUCUAGGCUGCUCAUAAAAUAAAAUGUACAGUAGGUUACCAACAAUAGUAGCAUACAUGCAUCAGAUCAAAAGAUCAACUGUCCUAUGGGAUGGCAUACAGCAAAACCUGAAAUACAUAGCCUAUCUGUUAACUUGGCUACUAGGCCCAAUUAGAUGAGAGCUGUGCAUGGUAAUUUGUUGUAUGACUACUUCAAGAUGCUAACCCAUCACGGCCAGAAAAGGUGAGGAAUUUAUUCUGCAAUGGUUAUGAAAAUAAAUAGGAAAAGAUUCCUAUGUCUAAUUAUUUUCGCUCUUCUCACUAAAAGCAAAUGGCUGCAUCUUGUUCUUAUGAAUAAGCUUAUCAUAUCCAUUUGCACAAAAUACUUACUUGCCUGCUUGCAAAAAAAAUACUUGUACGUACGCAUGGUCUAAAGUUUGCGUGGAGAAAAGGACAUUCUCACGCCAAGUUCAGUUUUUAUAAAUGACAACUUUUGCGGGAAAGCUGGCACAUGCAUGUUUUGGGGUAUAUUUGUACGUAUGCAAUGUUUAGAAAUGAGGCCCCAGACCAUUACCAAGUCUAUCUCUCAAGGGUAAUCUUGGUCACAACAUCAUUUGUUUAGAAUGUAUGUAGUUCUAGAACAGGAUGUAUGUGAGCCGUGCAGGAAAUGUGUUAAAUGGUCUAUCUGAUCAUUCCGCUGUUUAUAAAAUAAUGUGGUCAUGCAAGUCCAUCUACAUUUUCCAGUACUGAAACCCCCUCCUGCCUGAUCUCUGAUUCAGAGGGGUUGGGUUAAAUGCGGAAGACACAUUUGAGUUGAAUGCAUUCAGUUGUACAACUGACUAGGUAUCCCCCUUUCCCUUUCACAUAGCUAGCUCACCCAUCUUAACCUCACACGUUGACCUGUCUGACCUCUAACGCCUGACCAAUCAGCCCCCAGGGGUGCAUAGUUGUGUAUCCUGAUGUGACCCUCUGCUCUCUCACAGGCUGGGUGGCAUCCCUACUGGAGUGGUUGCUGUGGAAACCAGAUCAGUGGAGCUGUCAAUCCCAGCCGAUCCAGCAAACCUGGACUCUGAAGCCAAGGUAAGUUCCUCCUAAUAUACACUAGCCUGUGUCCCAAUACAUGUAUACCCACAUGAACACUCACAGAAACACAUGAUCACUAGUAACCCUUUAUGUCCUGCUCUCAGAUCAUCCAGCAGGCAGGCCAGGUGUGGUUCCCUGACUCAGCGUUUAAGACGGCGCAGGCCAUCAAGGAUCUGAACCGCGAGGGCCUCCCUCUCAUGGUGUUCGCCAACUGGAGGGGCUUCUCUGGAGGCAUGAAAGGUACCAGAGAACGGAUGUUUAUAUAUCUGUCAGUUAUACCAGUGUCUGUGGGUUUUACAUUUACAUUUUAGUCAUUUAGCAGACGCUCUUAUCCAGAGCGACUUACAGUUAGUGAGUGCAUACAUUUUUCAUACUGUUUUCAGUCUCAUAUCAAAUUCCUCUCCUGUGCCUCCGUCAGAUAUGUAUGACCAGGUGCUGAAGUUUGGGGCCUACAUCGUGGAUGGGCUGAGGGAGUACCGCCAGCCUGUUCUGGUGUACAUCCCUCCCCAGGCUGAGCUGAGAGGGGGGUCCUGGGUGGUCAUAGACCCCACCAUCAACCCCCGCCACAUGGAGAUGUAUGCUGACAAAGACAGUCGGUGAGUUUGACUUCCAUCCACUAAGUCACUGUUUAGACGUUCAACUAAUUUUGAUGUGGUUUGAUGUAUGCUCAGAUCAGUGACGUUAGGAUACUAUGUAGAGACUGACUUCUUUAUAAAUCCCUCUCUUCUCUGCUCCACAGUGGUGGAGUGUUGGAGCCAGAGGGGACGGUAGAGAUCAAGUUUAGGAAGAAGGACCUGGUGAAGACCAUGAGGAGGGUGGACCCUGUCUACUUGGGCCUGGCAGAGAGACUGGGUGAGUCCUAGAGCUUUAUUAAUACUUUCUCUCCCACUGUAUCGCUCUGUGAGGGAGGAAUGAUAAUAUCUAGCGGGGCACGUGUGUGUGCGUGCGUGCAUCUGCUGUAAUUCCCUGUCACUCUUGUUCUUUAUCUGAGGAUGAUUGUAUCGUCCCUGCUCUGUUCCCUGGGGAGAUGUGUCAAUCACGGCAGGGCCAGAUCAAUCAGCAGGGCCUGCUGUCUCCCUCUCCUCCCCACCUCGCCCCGUCCUCCCACCCAACCCGGCCUAUUGAUUUUCCUCUGGGCUCACAGGAGCACCAUGAAGCCAUAGAGCUAUGGGCCAGCGCCGGGCCUCUAGGGGCUGUGGUGGGGAGGCUGACCGAUUGGCUCUGACAGAAAUCAAUCUCUGCUGACAGGCAGCACAGCAGCCAGGGAUUCUGGAUAACACUGAACCACAACAGACAGUGAUACUGAGAGCUGAGCUGAGCUGUACGGUCAUAAAUAACCCAUGCUGAGCAAAUGGGAGGGAAUGUAUCUUACCUCUAAACCAUUUCUCAUAGAACCAAUACAAUGCUAAUGGGACAGUAGCUGCUUACCCCAAACAAUCACACUGUCAUACAGAACAGAUACAGUGAUAAAGGAAGUGUAUCCCAUCCCAAAUGCUCACGCUGUCACAUUGACAUAAUGUCCUUGGAAUGUUCUCAGUAUGCAGCUGGCUUGCAUCAGACCUCACUGAAUAAUAUUGGGUUUGUGUUGUAACCCUCCUGGUCAUGUCUCCCUCCCCAGGUACCCCAGAGCUGGGCCUGCCAGAGAGGAAGGAGCUGGAGACCAAACUGAAGGAGCGGGAGGAGUUCCUGUUACCCAUCUACCACCAGGUGGCCGUGCAGUUCGCAGACCUCCACGACACCCCGGGACGCAUGCAGGAGAAGGGCGUCAUCACGGUGAGACGACACGGUCACAACAUCACGCUGAUUCAAACGUGAUCAGAACACGGAUUGUCAAAUCAAAUCAAAUGUUAUUGCUCUCAUACACAUAUUUAGCAGAUGUUAUUGCAGGUAUAGCGAAAUGCUUGUGUUCCUCGCUCCAACAGUACUGUAAUAUCUAACAAUACACAUAAAUCUAAAAGUAAUAGAAUGGAAUUAAGAAAUAUAAGGCCUCUUUGACGUGUAUAGGGGCGUACUCCCUCUGCUGUCUCCUGAAGUCCACGGUCAGCUCCUUCAUUUUAUUGACAUUGAGGGAGAGGUUAUUUUCCUGGCACCACUCCGCCAGGGCCCUCACCUCCUCCCUGUAGGCUGUCUCGUCAUUGUUGGUAAUCAGGCCUACCACUGUUGUGUCGUCAGCAAACUUGAUGAUUGAGCUGGAGGCGUGCGUGGCCAUGCAGUCAUGAGUGAACAGGGAGUACAGGGGGGGGUUGAGCACGCACCCUUGUGGGGCCCCUGUGUUGAGGAUCAGUGUAGUGGAGGUGUUGUUUCCUACCUUCACCACCUGGGGGCAGCCCAUCAGGAAGUCCAGGACCCAGUUGCACAGGGCGGGGUUCAGACCCAGGUCCCCGAGCUUAAUGAUGAGCUUGGAGGGUACUAUGGUGUUGAAGGCUGAGCUGUAGUAAAUGAACAGCAUUCUUACAUAGGUAUUCCUCUUGUCCAGAUGGGAUAGGGCAGUGCAAUGGCGAUUGUAACAGAACAGUAUGGAAAUGAAGGUCACAAAAGGCUCCCCCAUAGCUAUAUGUGAAGACAUUUUACAUUAAAAAGUGUUGUUUUAUGGUGUCUCAUUCCAAUACACACACAACUGUAUCUAUGCGGUAUGUGAGUAACCAAGCCUGUAUUACCCACAAUGCAGUAGACUGGUGCAGUCGAUGACAUGCCUAGGGAAUAUAGUGUUCAGUAGAUGCCUAGGGAAAAGAGUGUUCCAAUCUCUCUCAGGCUGUGAGACGUGUCUUUAUAAUUACCUGCUGAUGACCCGGCCCAUCACCUCAGCAAGCACAGAACAGCCCCAGGCAGGAUUCCAAGCUCUCUCCAUCACACACACACUCUUGCAACACACGUACGCACAAUGGGUUCAUGAGAGGAAGGCUGCUAGGGCAUUUCUGUAACUGAAGUAUUUCUAUAAUAGAUGACAAUCUCAGUUGCUCUCAAGAUGCCUGUAAAUGCAACAGCACAAUUAUCUGUGAUAGAUUCCUGCAAAUGCAACCGCACAAGAAUCUGAUUGACAGACACACAGGUGCUCAGUAGAAUACCAAGGACAGAUGACUUCUAGUGUCUGGAGAGCCUCCUGCACUCAUAAGUCAUCAUAUCAUGAUAUACAAAGAUAUUUUCUUCCGUUCUUAUGUAAAUUGAGUAAUGUCAGAAAUGAAAAAGAUAUUUGGGGGCAAUAAUUACACAAUAUUAGAUUAUAUUUAAAUUUUCUAAUAUCAGUCAGCCAGUAUGGCUUGUCAGUGAGAUAUCUAAUCUCUGAAGCUCUGCUGUGUGUGUGGUUUCCCAGGACAUCCUGGAGUGGCGGACAUCACGUCACUUCUUCUACUGGCGUCUGAGGCGUCUGCUGCUGGAGGACACAGUCAAGAUGAAGAUCCAGGUGGCCAACAGCGAGCUGACCGAUGGACAGAUCCAGGCCAUGCUGAGACGCUGGUUCGUAGAGGCUGAGGGGACCGUCAAGGUGACUGUCCAUUACCUGCUCCUCUACUUUCCUCAAACCAGCCCACCACAGCACAAAGACACUGACGGUCACUGUCAGCUAGAGGCUGCAGAUUAUACAUCUAUACCUUCCUUCAGUCUGGUUUUAGUAAUUUAAAAAUAUAUAUACAUUCUGAUCAGUUCAAUUUCAAAACAGGAGUUGUGGUGUCUCGGUUAUGGCUAGGUAGAAUGAACUAGAGGUGAUGCUGAUAGAAUAGAUGUCCCUCAGCCCAGACUGCUGCCUUUCAGGGGUGACUAGAAAAAGCCCAGCUCCUGAGGUAGACUGAGAGUAUCUCUUUAGAAGCGGUCGUCUUGUUAGCUAAUACAUUACCCCAAUCAGGGCCGGCUAUCUUAAGCUACAAUUAAUCUGAGCCCUGGCACGUGCAGAUAGGAGAGGGACUCGCUGUUUCUUAAUUAAAAGCAAACGGAUUAAAAAUGAUUAAUAAGGGCAUUAAAUGUUCUUGCGGACUACAAGCAGGAGGGCUCUUAAAACAGCGUGAGGCCAUUACCGCCCUCCCAAUCUGCCUAAGCCCCCGUCUGCCUUUGUUUGGGAUCAGAGACUGGCUGCACUCAUGAAUAUGGAUUUCUCAAUCAGGUCCAGUCAAAAAGGCAUCAGGGGCCUACUUUGUAGCUCUCGCACUUUCACUUCUGAUAGGAAAAUGUGGGUUUUUGUGUGGGUUUUUUCCCCCACUUUCUUGACUUGCUCGUUCAAACAAGCAAGGUUAUGAGAAAAUGAUUGUAGUACUCUCCUGCUCGAAACAAACAUGGGGUCAGACGUGGGUGAAAUUUGAAAUACAGGUGUUUUCCCACUGAUAUGGAUAAACGUUAGGCCCAAAAAAAGAAUCUGUCACUGAGAAGUUGGAGUAAAUCUUCCUCUAUUCUCUCUCUGUGUGUGUGUAGGCGUAUCUGUGGGACAGCAAUGAGGAGGUAGUGGAGUGGCUGGAGAAGCAGCUGAAGGAGGAGGAGGGGGCCAGGUCUGUCAUCGACGAGAACAUCAAGUACAUCCGCAGGGACCACAUCCUCAAGCAGAUCCGCAGGUGAGACAGACAGCCUUUUUAAUAGGCAUAUCCAACCUGAUCUCAAAGUUUCACUUCGGGAUUUGACGUAAUUGAAUGAAAGUUGAUUUUUGACCCAUUCAUUCUGUUAAGUUUAGGUAUUAUUCAGAGUGGUUAGGCCUACGCUUUAGGGAAAGCAUAAAACAAAAUGUUUUUUUUUUUUAAAUGCGCUGUUUCCAUUUAGUAUCAUCAAGUACUCUCCCUGCUUGCUAGAAAAUUGUGAACUGCCUUGGCACAGUGGUCUAAGCAGCACACUCUAGCUCUGAGCAUCGUGAGUAUGAGCCCAAUGCUGUGCCAUUGUUUUGUUUUUGGUGAGCACCGAGGACGGCAUAUCAACGUUCUCAGGACCUUUUCAAACGGGUGAAAUCGACGUGUGUUUCUAGUGAACAGCCUGCCAUGUCACUGGGAACCUACCAGCCUUGAGAUGGCCGGUAGAAGUCAGCUCAAAGCCUUGUAUAGUACCAUCUGUUUAUGCAGUGGGAUAUUUCCUGGGGUCAGGAAAGUGCAAUGUCACUGAUUUGCACAGAAUCUAUUUUAUUCCAUGUAACCCUUUGUUUACCUGGCUGUGCAUCUCCUUAGUCUCACUCAGGUUCUCUUCUCUCCUUAGCCUGGUCCAAGCAAACCCUGAGGUUGCCAUGGAUUCCAUUGUGCACAUGACGCAGCACAUCUCCCCUACACAGCGUGCUGAGGUGGUCCGCAUCCUGUCCACCAUGGAUGCUGCCCCGGCCACCACC